UGGAACUUUCCCAAAGUCAAAGAGAAGAUAUUGUGGCAGUCACUUCUGCCGCCAUGAAUCAGAGCAAUCUCAGAACCAAUCAGGCCCCUUUUGGCUGUGAUAUGUCUGUAGGAGUGACAGCCAAUUUUUCAGGGCUUUCAGUGCAGACAGUGGUUAAAUAAGACGGUCAUAAAGGACUUCAGGCUGAGAUUUUCUUUUUAUGGCUUAACAACGUGAUAGGCAAGCUGAGAAGCAAGACAUAAUAUCCAAAUGGAGGCUGUAAAUUGCGGUUUCGUUCAAAUGUCUGUUUGUAAAAUUGAUCAAAAAGCCAAAUGUGAUAUGUAAACAAGGCAGCAUUGUUCUCUAAACUGACUGUUUUUCUGCACACAGCCCAUGUCUACUAAGUCAUCUGUGGACAGACAACCACAGAGUGUAUUAUCAAUAGGCAUAGCCACCAAGUGGCUCACUCACAGAGUUUCUCUAUAGACUGUUAAAACCAUUUGAAUGAACUCAAACACAGCUGAGAAAGGUGACCUUCAUAAAAAUCCAUCCCCUCCUCAGUUAUCAAGGGGAGUGAAAUAAACCAGACAGAAUAGAGUAGUUCUUGCUUAUUUAAGGGCCUGUGUCCACUUCACUCUUGCAGCGCCUUAAUUUUUUUAUUGACAAAACCAAUGCAGUUCAGUGUAUUCAGCACUAGGCACACUAAGCACAAGAAUAGCCACAAUGUCAAUGUGUCUAGUGGUUUUCUCAGAGAGCUGUCAAAAAAACCAUCAACUUUUUGAGGAGAGCUUGUCAGGAUUGUGUCUCGUCAGCAACCAAUCAAAUUUAAACAAGGGUGGGACUUCUGAUAUCAACAACGACAACAAUGGCAGAAGUUUACAUAGGACACACUAGAAACAUUUGUUUUGUGAGGGUGUAUCUCCAGGUCAAACGCUGUUGCUAAUGCCAUUUCAACAAGUUUAUUUUAUAACUUUUUCUGGAAAAUGUAAUUUAAUCAAAUCAAACAAGCACACAGAGAAUUUGAAAUCAGACCUAACACUCACUGAAAAGGCAGCCAAAAAAUGUCACAAAGAAACUUUUGUUACCCAGCAGCUGUGAGCACCAGUGUAAAAAGUUGUGAAACUGAGGUGCUGCCAACUUAACAAAUGCAGUCAGAGGACACAGGCCCUAGCUCUGCUGCUAAAAUGGGCAUUUUCAGGCUGUGUCUCAUUUCAGAGACCGCAUCGGGAUAAACGCGCUUAACGGCGCUUAACUGAGUGCACUGCCGUUUUGUGCCGUUAUGUGCCGUUUUGCGCCGUUAUGUACCCUUCCUGUGUCCCAUUUCAGAGACCGCAACCGUCGAACGGCGCAUCUGAAGCGUGCGUGAGGUCAUCACACGGCACGAACGGUGUCCCUUUUGGCACAAAAUACUAAGCGCGCUUCAAAUUCGGUCUCAAAACCACACUACCCCCGCCUCUUUUUCAAGCGUGCAUAUAUGCACGCUUUCGUGCCGUCGGUAUCCCAGAAUUCUUUGCGUGCCGCUGCACAGCUUCGCAUUUCGGGUGAGAGGCUGGACUUGCUUGGAGACGCAGCGCGUCUUCAAAGAAAAUACAAGAAAUCCAAAAACAGCAGACAGUCAGCUCAGGCUGUAUGAGAGCAUGAUCUCUGAACUCACUAAAAUCUGUAAACCAAACAUUAUAGAUUUAGAGACAUUUAGUAUUUCUUAGAUACUACUUCAGAUACUAGACACGCCCACAUUGUAGGUUGGUUGCGGUGCAUCCUACGGGCAUGCUACUGACCCAAAAUGCACCGCGGGUUUCUUCUUCGUCCUCUUAAAAGUUGUAGAAGCGCAUGUGAUGCUAGCGCCACCAGCAUAGAUGCGUCGCGAACGCCGGCUGGCCACAGCAGCGCGCACCAUGGCGGUUUCAUGUAACUUCACACACUGUCCUAAAAAAUGUGCGGUUGUAUCUCUUUGUCAUGUCAUGGUGUCAUAUUUGCCCAAGUAAUCAUUUUAUGAGCAAAUAUGUGGCGACAUCAUGAAAGUAAAGCUCACUUAUUCCAUCGUUAAACUGCACAGCUGCAGUACUACAGCCAGGCCCGCAGAUGAGGGGCUUCAGUUACCACUGUCUGCAUGGGCGCAGUACCUACUCUCUGCCUGCGGGGGUCGUCUUUCCCCACCACUCAUCUAGUGUGUCCGAAUUGGGCCAACGUGUUUAGUCUGUAGGAGUAGGAUCUAGCAGUAGUAUGUAGCAGUAGCAUGUAGUAUCCGAGCGGGCAAUUCGGACGCAGCUACAGCCUCAGUGUUUGCCAAAGGGGAUUUUUCUACUGUUGCUCAAGCCAGCCUCAAGUGGACACUCAAGGAACUGCACUUCUGUAAAGGCUCCCUGUUUUAGCAUCAGAGGUCGCAGGUUUGAAAGAACACAAAGAGAUGAAAAUGUGGUUGAUGGAAGAGUUUGGUGGAAAAAAGGGAGUUGUACUGUGUGUAAUUACUUUGGAUUCAGGUGAGGUUGUUGGCUUGCAGCUUGGAUGCUCAGAUGAACACAUUUAAGUACUUUUGACCAGCUGAUCUUCACCAGACUAUUUUUAAAGCAGACCCUUUUGGUUUGUCAUGAUGUUUCAGACAAUAUUACCCCAGAUGCAGGCUACUUACACAGUGUAUACUACAGGGACUUCUUUAACAAAUAUUUUUCUUGCCUUUUUCUUUCUAUUAAAAAGCAUCUUUGAAAGCAGAAGCACAAACCAAAUAUAUCAGUGCUAGAAAUAACACUUUGAAAACUUCUUCUUUAAAAAAUUAAUAAUAAAUGCUCUCUUACUGGAUGUAAUUUCCCCCAAAGGACUGUCUUGUCUUCGGCCUCUUGUUCCCCUUAUUUGGUUCAAAAUUAUUUUGAAUUUCAAAGCAGCACUUGUAGUCCUUAAGGGCCCUUUGAGUUUACUUAUCAGAAUUGCUUGUGCUGUAAGAUAUUAAAACUAUUGAAUUAUGCAAAAGGGUAUUGGUAUCUUGGGUUAUUGCACAGAUCAUAAGAAAAAAAAUCCUUAUCAGACUCUGGCUUGCAAUGAGAGAAUAUCAGAGCUGUGGCAAAAGAAAAAAACUAUCCAUGAGUUUGAUCAUCAGGAUAACUUUCAAGCUUAACAAGGAGAAUACAAACACCCAGAGACUACAAUAUCACCUCCUCCACAGCAUGAAUCUUUGAGAGAUUUGACAUUGACUGUUUAAAAAAGCAUUCAUUCAUUUACUGUGAGAAAACGAUAGAAAGGGAGCAACUUUUAGUGUGACUUUUUGUUGAACAGAGACUUGAAGCAAAUUUCUGGGUGUAAAGGGCUUUCCCAACCAUGUGGGGGUCUGGAAUUAUUUGUAGUUAUUGAUUACUUUAUAAAAAAUGUUCUCCAAAAAGAAGAAAUGUACCACAGGCAAUAAGAAUUAGUUGUUCCACAUGUUACAUACAUAUUUUCACAAAAACUUGUCUCUUUAUUGAUCUUAUGUGCAUGAAGUGAAAUUAACAUUCAGAACAGGAUGUUACAGCAGAGGUGAGAUGUGCUCUGUCUUACAAAACAGCAGACUCUGAAGGCUGUAGAGAGGUGCGCAAGCUCACUCAUCCCACCACAUAGGGUGAGUUUAGAGAGACCACAAUACUGUCUUACUGAAUCGCUAAUUCUGCAAGUGCCUGUGUGGUUACUUAGCUCAGUUUCAUUUAGACUAUUAAACAUUAUUUUUUAGGUUCAGCAUUAAUUUUCAGCCAUAUGAAUACAAAGUUCACUUAGUUGUACACAUCAUCUUUACAUGUGUGCUCUUAACCUGGCCAUUCUGCAACAAUGUGUUAAAUAAAACAGCCAAAAUGGGGUUUGAAGUAAAUGAUUAAACAGUUGCACGCUGUAUAAUAACUUACACAUGAUUGAAACCAAUUAAUUUUCACAAAAAGUUGCACGUGCCUUGGAUGUCUGGGGUCACCAGUGUUAUGUGUCAUCAAACUGGAAUCAUUGAACAAACAAGGCUGGGAGACACACUGCUGAAGCUCUCUGAUCCAUCUUUUCUUACAGACAUGAAUCAGACUGAGAUCACGCUGCAAAAAUUCCAACCAGUGUCUGUUUUAGGGGCCAGUGAUAUACUGGGAAAGGAGGAAAUCAUCCCAAACAAUACAUACUGCUCCUUUGGUGUCCUGGCAGUGGAUAUAAUAUUAAAAAAAUGGAUCUCUGGAUGCCCCUCCAAUGGUUAAAACAUAACUAGCGGGCCUUCUUUAUGCCCUUUCAGUGGCUUAUUAGUAAAAAAAAAAGUGUCUGUUGGAUGCCUUCAAGGGCUACAAUGUUAGACCGUAGUCGCUUUUUCAGAAGAUAAAUACACCCAAAGUCUAAUCUGAAUGCCCUUCCAGUGGAUAAAAUGUAAAAUCAUGACUGAUCACAUGCCCUACCAUUGAAUAAAAUGUUAAGUUCCCUCUUAGUAGUUGUACCUGCAGGUACCCAAAUUUUCUUGGCCCCUGCCCCUCUAACAGCCUGAGUACGCCAUUGUUAAGGGCGAAGUAAAAAAGGAGACAAAAUCGAGAUGAAAACAAUCUGGUCUAAUUUGGUUUGAGCUGUUCACACACUUUCAAAGGAAAAAUAAAACAAUUUUGAGUUCGGUGUUAGCCCACAGUCUGAAUGCAGCCUUUGUGUUCCAGUCCGCUGGGUCUACUAUAACCAGCACAUUUCCCCAAUCCACAAAACAGAGCAAGCGCCUUGUCCUGAAACCAGAGUUUAUGCAUCUCGCCACACUUUGGCAACAUCGGCAGCAACAGUCAGCAGAAGUGGUGAAGUGAGACUCCUGUACUGACUGCACUGAGAAACCAAACCUGAGCUCAUUUCCUGACUGCUUAGAAUCAACAGAGCUGUCAGAGGAAGGAACAGCACAGGAGAACUUGAACGUCCAGGAAAGUAUCAGGUUUAUGAUGGGAAAUACAUGUUCUGCACAGAAUAUACUUUGUCAGAGUGUUUCAAUUUUCCUUGUGUGACUGUGCUGUGGCCAAAACUUGACUUUAGGAACUUGAGAUGAAGAACUUUUAACUAACUUUUGGUCCCUCUUCCUCAGGAUCACUGCUCAGCCUGGAUUUCCAGCUGCCUUGUCUUACUCUGUCCAGCUCCAAACUCAUACCACUCCCCCUUAGCCUUAACUCAACAUACCACCAUCUUUUGCAACCUUCAAUAAAUCAAUUUAAACUUAAUUUUCAUUUUAAUCUGAUUUAGCAGUGCAAAAAUUGUUAACAACCAACCAAUUUAAAAUUAGCAAAUUUGAAAUACAGAAUAAUAGGAUUUUAAAUAUUUGAUCAAAACCACAAUUACUAACGUUAAUCAAAUAUAAACCGAUCUGCCUGUGCCUGAGAAGCUGAUUGGUGCCAAACUGAUAAAAAGCUAUCAACCAAUCAGAGGAGAAAUCACCUGCUAACUCUACUUUGAAGUUAACCACAUCCCUGAUAGUAUCAUCACACAACUGAUUGUAUUAUAGCCAAAGCAAGAACUGUCAGUGCUUGCAUUUGUUCUUUGUUCUGUUAUAAAUGUGAAGAAGCACUCACUAGAAUUGGGAUAAGGCAGCAGAUUCGUUCGUUAUGCAGCACACUCACACUGCCGUGGGAGGUUUUCUGGCUUUUUAUGGUUUGGAGAUUGAGUUUAAUUAGGUCUUAUUUCGAUUUGUUUACCACUCUGUAGAAAGAUAGUUCUUGAACUGGGUUGGACACCUCCUUCUGUUAUAUUUCUUUGUUUGAUUUGAGCAGCACUCAGGACCUUUUCCAUUGCCUCACAUUUUUUCAUCACGGUCAUUUUUACCUCAUUUUAAUAAAGGACUUUGAUUUAGCUUCAACUCUUAUUUUUGUGCUGUUCUUCUUUUCCCAAAUGAGCUGCGUUGUAACACCUUUGAGCAGAGAAAUAAAAGUGUGAAUCAACAUCAAUAAGGCAAACUUAAAUAGAAGUAGACCAAAUUAUACUCAAAUCUGCUUAAAAGGUUUCCCCCACUGAAUACAAUCAGUGUUUCUGUGGGUUUUUGGGACCCUGAGCAGAAUUUAAUCUCCCAAGAUCACACUGUCAGAGUAACCUACAUCUCCAUCAACUAUCCACCAAGAUUACUCUCUUUAUUGGCCGUCUUGGUGUCCCCCUGGUGGCAAAGGGGCCCCAAGCAGCUUUUCAGUCAGCUUCCACUCUGUUGUUUAUGCCUGAGGCCCCUCCAGUCCAGAUAUUAGACUGCAGAUGAAGCAGAAAGAAAGAAACUGAGAAAAUCUUUUGGACUUUGUUUAUGAAAAAUGCCCUCAGCCCUCAAGUUUGCUGACCUACAUACAUCUAAUAAUCCCCCAUACCCACCACAUAAUGAUAUCUUGUCAGUAACCAGUCACAGCCUCACUUGGUCCUUACCAGUCAAAUCAAUGUAAAUGGAGCUGCCAAAAAACUGGUGAGUGGUUUAGUGAGCUUAAGGCACUGUUUACAAAAGGGGUAUGAGGCCAAGAAUUAAAAAAAGCACAAAAACCUAGUUUAAAGUCUCUUAGAGAAACCUGUGUAAGAAAAGAAACGUGAAGCAAAAGGUUUCUGUCCACCUGUCAGAGUUGUUUGUAUACAUUUCCUUCCAUUACAGUUACUUGAUAGUUUACGUGUCCUUAUUUGAAUGUUUGUAGAGUGAAAUCAUAACUGAAUGAUUUGGGCCAAAAAACACAUUUUCGUCAAAAAAUGACUUAGGCCAGUAUUUUUAUAGGGUGACGAUAUCGGGUCAAAUUUAGGGUUACAUAAAUUAAACAGAAAACAAAAUUAAACCAUUUGAAAGAUUUUAGUAUAAGAAAUCCAUCUUCACUCACUUAAAUGAUCAAAAUACUUCCUCAAUCACUUUGAUUUUGACAAAUUUGAUCCGGUUAGCUUAUGCUAAUAAUAGUAGCUUGAAACAGUCCAAUAGUGACUGUCACUUUUUUUAAAAAUAAACUUUUAUCAGUGUGGCCACUGACUGUAUAAAAUAUUAAUUAAACAUAAAAUAAAAAAGUUAUCAGAAAUAUUGAGGAGAACCUUUGUUUAUUUAUUUUUCUUAAAUCGUGGUUAGCUUUAGCAUAAAGCUAAUUUUCUAUAGAGCAUUUGGGGAUAGUUUUUGUCCCGUCUGGGAAAAUACUUUUUUGACGAUUUACCAAAACCAAAUUAUAAAAGAUAGUGGGUAUAAUAUGUCGAUCAUUUUUAAAAUAAAUUUUCAGCAAAGUUUGAUGUUUUUGUACAGCGGAAUCUUGUUUUACUUUGAAGGUUCUGACAGGAAGUGUACCGGUUGACGGUUGCCGUGUGUCCAUUGACGCUGCAUGCGGAGCUGAACGCAUCGCAUUCCGAUGUGAGCGAGAUGUAACCGCUGUGCGGAGUUUUUCUGUGUCCAAACCGUCUUCAAGCUCAAUUCAAAGGAAUAAAAUGUCCAUCGUGAUGGAACCGAACUCUUGUCCGGACGGUUACCGGGCUUUGAGCGACGGGGAGCUGAGCGAGCUUUUACAAAACGACGACAAAAUGGACCAAAUCAUUCGGCUUAAUGAGAAGGUAGGUACCCUCUGUUUCCCCAAGGAAACCAAAGUGCCGAAAGGGAUUUACAUUGUACUACCCCUUUGUUAAACCUCUUUUUCGUUUUCAACGAUGUGCUUCCAGAGUGUUACUGUUGUUUCUUUCUUCUCCUCUGAAAAAAUGUGCUUUUGUGUUUCAUAGUCAUUCACAUUUAACGCAAAUCCGCUUUGCAUGGCUCAUCGAUUGUCUGCGUGGCGAGUGGCCGGAUUCCCCAUUCGUUUCAUGGACGUUGUCUGCUAAUAUUUGCGGUGAAUAAUUAGUUGUUUUGACCAAAACAAAACACAAAUUACUGUAUUAGCGUGGUCACCAUAAAUGAUUUAUUCCUCUGGCAAUGGUCUCAUCGUGCAGUGAGAUCCACACUGAGGUGUUUGAGACCCCAUACGCGCCGUUGUGUGGUUUGAGUUCUUGCGCCAAACCCCCUUUUAAAAAUCCGGCAGUGUGUUUUUUCUCUGUCCGUCAGAUGGUCUGCACGGAAUAAGAUGGUGUUUGAGAAAAGAAUUACAAAUACCAAAGCGUUUUUCUCAAUUUGGCUGGAAAUCAAUAUGUUCAUAAAGCUUACUUGAUUUAAAAUACAACUUUUACAGCUGGUCACAUUCAGCCCUGUGUUCUCUACAGACUGUUAAUUCUUCAUAAAAAUGGAGUUGUACCUUGAUGUAGAGAAUUUUGCAGAAUUGGGCUGUCAUACCUGACAAAAUUGAGGCUAUCAAAAUUCCUAUUUCUUUCAAACAUACCAGGGACUUGAACAGUUUUUUAGUUGGGGGUGGCAGCUUGGGCACCUUGUACCAGGUGGCAUGAGAUAUAUUUGUGUUCUUAUUCAUAAAUGAGCAUUUUUUAACCUCUCUACCAGGAGUGUGCUUCCACUUUUUUUGUCUGGAGUGGUUUAACAGGGAUACUGGCCCAGCGGCAGUGGGUAUGGGAACUUUAAAGCACAUUUUAGAGCACUAACUAAUGAAAAUUGCAUUUAAGUACAAGGAAAAUUAGCCAACCUGUUGCAACAUCGUCCAAAAUUUGAUUUUCGUACUCCUCUGACAUGGCAUUUUGCUGAUCAUGGACAAGGAUUUUGAGGUGGCUUAAAAUUUUUUGAAAUGAAGUGCCUUGCAAAAUGAUUAACCGCAAAAUUAUGAAUUAAAAAGUAGUUAUGCCCAAAUAGAUUUGUAUUGAUGGGUAUUUUGAUACAGUAAAAACAAAAAAAAUGGAGGCGCACACAUAUGAGUCAAUGGAGCUUUUUGUCCUCGAAGGCAACCAUAGCUCCACCAGUAGGAGGGUUGAGCAAGGGAACUUCUCACUCUUGAAUCUGGCUGAUGGAUAUUGCUUAAUAUUCUCAUUUUUAUACACUGUACCUUUAAGAACUCAGAAUUAACCAGUGUAUCUGAAAUCACAACAAAAAGUUCUGACAAAUAAAAGUGUGUCUCACUGAAAUGUAAAAGAAGCUACUUUUACUGUUACAGUGUUGCCCCUCUUUGACACAAGCCACACCUCUAAGGUAAUCAGCCAAUCUUGGGUUCAAAAUUUGGAGUUGCACCAGUGGUGGCCGAUCACGGUUAAAGUCGGGGCACAUGCCACCCCUUGCCCCUCUUUCGGAUAUGCUCCUGCUGUGUGUCAGCAUGGGCCUCAUUUUUGAGGGGAAAUUCCACGUGCCUCAUUCAGAGUGUCAGUCAGUUUAAAGACACAGGAUGACCUUUCUGACGUAAAAGAAAACUUCAUCACUUCUUCUGUUUGUCAUCUCCACCCCCACUCACACAAACCACAAAUGCUCAGACACAAGGUGGUCCAGUGGUUCGCAAACUUUUUCAUGGGCCCCAUGUUGAUGAAGUUUGCCUUUAGGGUUUUCAAACAGAAAAAGACUGUCAGGAUUCAGCAGGCUAUAGAAUUGCAUUACGCUCUCAGCCAUGGGUGGAGUGAUAACGACAGUGUGCAGUGAAACACAACCAUGGUGGGAUAGUUGUGUUCUUUUUGUGAUUGGACUAACACCAAGGGAGAUUUAAACUGAAAAAAAUAAACAGUUUCGAUGAUUGGACCCCCACUUCCAGAACCUCAGGGCUGGAUUAUAUUGCAGUCUUACGCCACACUCUACUUCCUUGAUUUUAUUAAUAAACCAAAAGCUGAACGUUUUUUCAGCCUUUGCACAGUAACAAGGAAAGGCCCUGCUUAUUUGUCCCGUUUUUGGUAAAGCGAUAUGACAUUUGAAACCUGGCUCUGUGAAUGAAAUGGGAUGAUGGAGCUAAAGUGGUUGAGGCUCACUAAGAGGUCACGCAGUUCCCCCUCUGGGGCAGAGCAGAUUACUCAAAUCCACAAUCCAGACAGCUUGGGGGUGUUUUUGGCAUUUAUCUGUCAUUAUCUAAUAAUAAGGAUCUUUUGUUUGAAGGGAUAGUAAUCCCAUGAAGUAGUUUAUAGUUCUGUAGAUGGAGUACGUAUCUAACCAUGUACUGUAAUUAUUAUGGCUGGCUGGUUUUCUUACCCUCCCCUCAUCUCCAUGUGAGCUCUGGGCGCUCUCUGCUUCAUUAAUCUUAUGUUAAUGAUGAAUGUUAUGAAAACAGCUGAGAUCAUUUUACAUAGACUGAUUCAUACUUAAUAGCAUUCCGACUCUUUUCCUUAUCUACUCAUUUACCCUAAACAAAAAACCAAGAGUCAGUUCUUUCAUCACUGCCACAGGAGCUUUUCUUCAUCACGCAGACGGACUGAUCCGUAUUUCUUAUACAUCUUGAGGGUGAAUCCAGUUCACAGGAGCAAAUCUACAGUAAAAGACACAUAGAAGUGUUGGGACCUUGGCAGUCUCCAAUGUUUUGCAGCUGCGGCUUAGCUAUGUCUGUGUCGGUGCCAUAACAUUUACAGUCCACUGGCACCAAAUGAAGAGGAGGAAAGAGUAAUAUCACAAUACAGAAACAGCAGGCUGGUUCACAAGAGGGCUGCCGCUGAGAGCCUCCCAGCUUGUAACACAUGAAGUAACAGUAUUCAUGUUGGUGUAAAACUACAUUUAUGACUUUACUUGAAUUAAGCUGUGCAGUAAGUCGUGUAAUUAUGAUCCUGAACCCAGUUGGGUUGAAUUGGGGUGUUUUUCUGAGUUCUGUCAGCCUGGAUUAUAUGUCUGCCAGUCUCUGUUCAGCUAUAUUUCAAAAUGGAAGUGGGUAAACCACCUGAAAUCCCCAUCAGUUCAGAGUUUUUUACUCUGAAAUUAGCUACCUGCAGGGUCUGAAAAUGUCUCUAAUUUGCUGGCCCGGGCGGUCUAGGCUGAUGGUUACUAAUGAGUCUGGUUCUGCCUGUUUUUUUUACUGCUGCUCCCUUCCAGAAUAAUAUCUAUAUUAAUAAUAAUCAAUAUGUUGCAUAUAACAGUACAUGGAGAUAUCUGAUAACUGAACAAACCUGACCAGCACGUGUAUGUAAACUUGUUAAUGUUUUAUAUUUAAACUUUGAAACAGAAACUUUUUUCCUGUUCUUUUAAAUGCUACUCAAAUUUCUGCCAUAUUGAGCUGUGAACACCCCUUGUCUCUUACUUACUGGUUUUUAAAGCAGCUAUAGCAUGCAUCAGCCUCUUGUUACCACUGUCUUCUCUGACACCCUGCCGUCUUUUCCCAGCAGUGUGCAGCUGUCUACUUCUUCCUUGACCUAGUGACUGACCUUUCCAUGUACCCCAUUAUGUCUCUACAUAACAGCAUAGGGUCAUAAAAUCAAUAUGCAGUGUGUCCAAAUAUUUGGACAACAUAUUACCAGAUUGUUAUUUUGUCCCAGCCUUACCUAAUUUCUUUGUUCCAAACUAGAGUAGAGUUCUUCAUGUUUCAUCUGCUUUGGUUGCAUUAAGGUCAAGAUGUGCAUAACUCAAGGCACAGGUGAUUGUUGUACUUUGACCCUAUCGGUCUCAUGCAAACAAGUCCAGGUGGCAAUAAAGGGCCAGAGUGUUCAUUAAAUCAUGCAUGUAGUAUAUGAUACAGAAGGUCCAGACAUUUAAAGGGAUAUUCCGGCGUAAAAUUAAUUUAGGGUCAAACGCACUGUAACAUCAAGGAGUUAGACACCCCAUCGAGAGAUGAAUAUUGCCGACUGCUUGCUUCUCUAAUGCAAUCAGACCGAGACGCUAAGGCAGAAGAACGAAGAUAUUAUGAUAAUUACUCACAGGAAAUGAUAAAGAAAUGGUCAUAAAUGUUCUUCCUUGAGCUGCGUCACCCCGCAGCAGUCCGUAAUGGACUGGCCUGAGGUCUCGCUACAAACAAGCGGCUGCUGGAAGAGAGUAGGUGAGUUGUGUUUAGUCUCUUUGCUAAAGAAAUUAGGCAAAGUUAAAAAGAUGUUUGGUGGCUAGUGCUGUGGCUGGGACCCUAUAUGUACUGUUGAUGAAGUAAGGUGCUGUUCUGAGAAUCAUUGGUGGCUAUAGAGUGCGAUUUUGGUCAAGGUUUGUGUGUGGCCCCUCAGACUGCUGUGUAUUGCUAUCGUACCGUUGUUACUAAAAUUGGUAUAACUAGAGAAGCAAGCGGUCGGUAACAUUCAUCUAAAUUAAUGUUACGCCAGAAUAUCCCUUUAAUCGACUUUAUCAUAUUAGCCCCCAACCUCAGUAUCAGACUAUAUGUGUGAAUGGAGCAGGUUAAUAUGUGGAGCAUUUACAGUGAGUGAGUGAGUGUGCAUGGAAAACUGUCAUUAUUAUGAACCGGUUCAACUCCUGGCCUGGAUCAUGUCCUCAGGUGCUAACAACCAUGUGAAUCAAUCAGAGUACUUCUAGUUGUGUAGACCUGUCUCAUAUGGAAAAUCUCUAGCUAUGUGCGGCAUGUAAUAGGUCGAGUCCAGACAAUGUCCACACUUGAUUAUUUUCCAGACACUGUCCAGAUAUCAUAGCUUUGAGAAAACAGCUCCAAGGGAUUAAAUAGAGUCUGUGAAGCUGCAGAUCAAAGUACUAAAAAUGCAGAGUGAAAGAAGCUAGAAAAUGCUCAAACUGAGGGAAACUGAGGGUUUUAGGGUGACAUCUUUCACGUUGCACAUGGCUUAGAUGUAUUUGAAUAUUGUUUAUGGCGUCUGAGGCUUGGUUUCAAGCUUGUUGAAAACAAGCGCGGGCUGCUGGAAGAAUUUCAAUGCAUAGAAAAUACUACACCCUGUCAGUAUCAUAAAUCUUAAAUUGGUGGCUUUGUAUUUCUGGACCCAACUUAGACUUGAGCCACAUCAGAGAGAAACUGACCCCUGCACUGUAUGUUGUCAGACACCACAGGAAGCAAAAGUGCUGCAUCUAGUCAUCCGUCGCAGAAUUUCCGGUUCUUUAAGUGCUCCCCAAGAGUUAUUUGUCAGGGAGCGUAAACACCGUCAGGACAGUUUUAUAGCUCAUACAUCAAAUCAGAAAAAAACACUCCCUCCCUGAAGUUUGUAGCAAUUGUUGUUUGAUAAACGGGGCGGACUACUCUGAGCAGGAAAUGGAUUGUCCACUUUGAUUCCUGUUUGAAGAAAACGGGGCGUAUGAUUGGCCUGUUUAGUCUGAAUGGAGCUGUGUUAUCUGCGUUCUCACAGGACAUGUUUCAGAGUGAAUAGCAGAUCUAUGAUAUCUUUUUCUGCACUCACACAGACCUUCUUUUUACUAUGAGGGGCACAUUCUGCAAAUUUUUCUCAACUCGGGACUCUUGCAUCCUUUUGAUGACCCGUAAAAUGUGAGACAGAUGCAGCGUAGAACAGUGGACUGAAUGAAACAGCCUUCGGGCUUGUAGAGACUGACUGUUGAAAGAAAGCAAUAGAGCAAGAAAAGGAUCCGGCCGGGCUGAAACACAGGAAUGCGGGGACUGAUAGAAGAGUCAGAAAGGGCUCAGAUCUUGCGCAGAUUAAGCUCACAAAGUGGCAUUGUGUCUGUGAUCGAGACUCCGGCUGUUACUGUACACCAGUGCUUUGUUGGCAGAACUUACAGGGAGUGGCAUUCAUUUUAAUAAUUCAUGUUUUCUAUGCUCUGGUGACAAUGAUUGGCCAUCCCUCCCCCAUGUACUUAUACAGCAACCACUAUCCUCCAGCCCCCAGCAGCAUGUCAAACACAUCAUACAACACACUUAAGCCACAAUCAUGGAGAACUGUGACCUUUGACCCUGUAAAAGCUUUGAUUGAUCGUGGAUGGCCAUCUCAUACGGAUUCCAAAAACUGUAAAAAUAUACUUGCAAUUAUACUUGGGUGGCCCAUCCAGGUUAGGGGUGUCCCGACUAUCAAAAAGGAUAUUGACAAUGUUUAUAUUGAUAUUGAGGGAAAUUAAUUUUUGGUAAAUAUGGUUAUUUUUAUUGCCCAGCCCUAUCAGCCUGCAUCUAAACUCUCCAAUGUCAGCACUCCGACACAAGCAGUCCAUUCCAGACUCCACUCCAGCACCUCUAUUUAGCAGCACCUGGAUCCAGCAUGUAGAGCCCAUGUGAUCACAACAACAGUAUGUAUUAAGGUAUUAACAAGGUACCAAGGAGUAGGAGUGAUGUGAGCCCUGUGGCAGGUUUUUUCAUUAAAGUCAGAAAAAGACGUUGCAGCUGAGUGCAAAACUUGUCGUGCACGAGUUUGUGCUAAUAUCGGAUCAAUAUCGGUAUAGGCCAAUAAUGAAGGCCACAAUAUUGGUAUCGUAUCUGAGUUAAAAAAAAAAGUUGUAUCGGCACUCCCUCUGUGUGAGAAACACUGGAGGUUAUUCUAGGGCGUGAUGGAGCAAAGUCAACCCAUAUGCAUUUUUGACUUUACCUGCUUGGUCAAAUUGUCGUAUGCUGUCUGAAACAGUUUUGUGCGUGUGUGUUUUUUUUAGCAGUUGUAUUGUCAACUGAUUUUGCUGUGAUUUAUUUGCAAUAAUAAAUCACAGCAAAAUCAGCAUGUGAUUGGUUGAUUUAUCUGUCGGUUUUACAGUGACUAGUUUUCACCAUGAGAGGCGUUCUCUGAGUUUAACCCGCUUCAACAGGUUGUUGUUGUAGAAAAGGCAACCAUGAUGACACGUCUGGUUAAAGUGAGGCAUUGUGGGGAUUUUGGACGGUCUCGGUGAGGCAAAGAUAGCCUGCUGACCAGCCAACGUCACGUCGUGAUUCAGGCCUACAGCGCCCAAUCAUGGAGUUGAAUAAUGUAAACGCAGCAUGGUUGUUUUAGACCAAUACUUCUCCCCCCUAACGACCCAGGAUUGUUUUUCUUCAUGUUUGAUUUUCUGGCUUUGAAAGCUCUUUUUUAAUCCAUACUCCAAAAAAAACCCAUCAUACUGAAGCUUAAAACCCAACUUCUUCAAGGUUUUUUUUCCUUUGAAACCUUUGAUUUAGAAAAAAAAGAUAUUUGUCGGACAUAAAUAAUUCUGUUUCAAAGAAUAACCACUUUAAAGUUGGAAAUAGCACGCAGCAGUUGAAGUGAGAGAGACUGUCAGUUUUUAAUGAUCGGCGUCUCAUUUGGAAGUAAAAGAAAAACUGUUGUGUGUGGUAGUUACAGGCUGUUUUACGGUGGAAUAAGACCAAUUUUCAUCUUUCAACCUUGAGCCUCUUAAGUGUUUGCCCUGCUGUUUAAAAGACAAACAGAAAACUUUCCAUUUUCCACACACUUUAGCAGCUACCAAAGCAAGAUGAUUGAAACAGCAAAAAUAAUCCUCCAAAUUUUUGUUUCGUAAUAAGUCCAAAAAGAAAAAGCAAAUUUAACGUAAUUUAAGUGGAUAUUCCUCUGAGGUUAUCUUGAUUUCUAUCACUCCCUGUCUUUGCCCCCAUUUCCUCCUCUGUCAUGUGAAAGCAAGCCUGGAAAAGACCAAUCUGAUAUUUGAUUGGUAUUAGACACAACAUGCAAUCAUUUUGCAGAAUUUCCAGACUCUCCAGACUUGCAUCAUUGUCACACUUUCCACUGGGGCCUUUCUACGCUCUGUUGAAGUAAAAGCAUAGUUUGAUUCAUGUUGUUGUACAAGUAGUCCUGCAACUGCAAGGCCAUCCCCGGUGCUGGUAUGCUGAUGAAAAAAAGGUGACUGAUGGAGCUUCUUUCCUUUAUCAGCAGGUGCUUUUGAGGCGCCUGUACAGGACACUUCACCUUCAGUUGAUUCAAUGUCCUGUGCAACCUCCAUUAGCUGGCAGAGAAAGAUAAAGCCUUGAUUCCUGUUCCCAGUGACUUUCAAAUAAACAGAAGGCUUUUAGAGUUCAGCUCGGAUACUCUCUUUCCUCUCUGGGGUCAUUUAGGGCCAAACAAACUUGUGUAGCUGUCUUACUCAAGAGCUGCUCAGACUUUUCUUUCAGAAGUUUAUUUUAAGGCACCAACGCGACAAAGCAUUUACAGGGGCUCUUUGCUGAAACAGAGUGAUUGAGAGUUGUUGUGGUCUCUACAGCACUGCAGUGUUGAAAGCUUAACAGCUGUGUUACUGCACGUUUUGACAGCUUUUCAUAUCAGUUAUAGGGCUGAAAUGUAAAAACUAGGGCGAUGUGAAAUUUCAUAAUUUCACGUCGUAUAUUUGCGUCAUUCCCGGUGUGUAAGGACCUUUAUUUUUAAAUUUGAAAAAAAAAAAAAAGAUUUUUUAACAAAAACAUUGAUUUAAAAACUGUAAAACACAAAAUUGCGAGACUUUUGUGAAUCGAUUUUUUUCUCCCACCCCUAGUAAAAGCUACACAGAUAAAGUUAAAGUCAUACCGAAUAAAGGAAAAGAGCUUCAAAGCUUCAGCGCAGAAAUAAUAGACUCCACUGUCAAAGGCUGACUUUUGAUUUGUGUUCAGUUUCAGGAGCUUCAGGUGGAGAGGGAGACACUGCUGACCUCCAACCGGAGCCUGGCCGAGGAGAGCCUAGCCCGACAACCCCGCCUCUGUAACGGCAAACUCCAGCUGGCGGAGAAAUACCGGGAACUGUCCAACCUGGCAACCACAUGCUGGGAAAAACAGAGUCAGCUUGGUGAGUUUACCCCGACCAUUGAUGAGACAAUAAGUGUGGAGGGGCAGGAAAUGAGGGGUGGGGACUGUUGUCUCUGGUUCCAUAUUUGGAUGCCAGUGCGAUCACUGUCGAGUCAUAAGUCAGGAGGAGUGUGGUCGUGAUGACAAGGUGAUUGGGUCAGAUUCCAGGGCUGGAUGGGUAAAUAUGGACUCGCUAAGUAGGAGGGAGGCCCUGUCAGGGCAAACAUAGCUGCCAUUUUUCAGAUGAUGGACAUUUUUCACUAUGACUUUGACUGAUCAAGGUUUAUCUUGGUCUUUUUAUUACACAUAGUUUGUUGUCACCAACUUAUACAGACUUCAGUGAAAACAAACCAAAAGAAAACUUUGAGGACAAAAGGUUGAAUCCCCAACACUUAAGGUUAAAGCAAAUUAUAUGUGAUAUCCCACAGUGGCUCCUCUUUGUCUCACCUUUAAUUGCAGCAACGUUCGCCGAGUUCACCGCACCGCUUUCAGACAUAGAAAGCAGAAUGAAUCGUUCUUGACUCACUGUGACUCUCUCGCUGCUUUCAGAGUGAGGGAAGUCUCACAUCGGGGUACAGAAUGAGCGUCGAGGGCCGGCGAGAUGAGGCUUCAACCGCUCAGCAAGCGCCUCGGCAUGACUACAGUUCGGUCAUGGGAACGAAAUGGAGCAUAUCAAAUGCCAGCAGGAAGCUUGCAGCAGUUGUCAGGGAAUUUGCGGGGUGAAAGGGGGCCUUGUCUUUGUUUAGGCAAGUCAUGCUUGUGACAGGGCAGCACCAGAGGAUGUCUUUUUAAGCCUCAAGCCCCUAAAUUUUAAGCCUCAUGGGCAAGGCUUUAGAAAUUCCUCUCUGUGCAGCAGCAAUGCCAAGGGCAGGUGAUAAAAUAAAUCCAGUGCAUUAAUUUCCAGAGGUAAUGUCAACCGCUGCUUAUUUAUAACUCCUGUGUGGAGGCUUUUAUAGAGCAAGCCCGGUGCUCGGUUGGCUCUAAUGAAACAGCGGUUACCAGAUUUGUGCUCCAGCCUCAGCUGCCGGCCAGUGAUGGAAGUUGGGUGGAAUGUUAAACUUCCCCUCAAUGUGUGUGCAUUGCACAGAUGCGAUCCCACCUCCCCAGCAAAGCAGGAUGGGCGGGGGUCCGUCCUUCCUCUUGCAAAACAUCUGACUCUCAUUUUCUGCAACAAGGGAACGAGUGGAAAGAGAUGAAUGAGGAGGCUUUUCUGCAGCCCAGUGAUCGCAGCAGAGACAAACUGUGGAGUGGAUCAAGGCAGACGGCUGCAUUGUUUAGUACAUCCUGCUGUUUGUUCGACCAGGGAAAGCUGGCAGAGUGCUGUGGUUGUAUUGUCAUGGUCUCCAGGUGGACUUGAGACCUUGGUGUGUUUCAUAACUGUCUCACAACUAUUCUUAACGUCUGCUUCCCUCUGCGUCAUUCUGCUGCUUGUCAGAAAUCAUUUACACUGACUCUAACAAGUUUGAGACUUCAGAUCACUCGUUUUACACGUAUCCUCACAAAUAGGUGACCAUUUUAUUUCAAAUCCAACUGGUCCCGGCAAUCUGCGUAUAGUUUCCUUGUUUUCCAGCAUCAACAUCCUGAUCAUUCUGUUCAGGAUGUUGGCCACAGUCACACCAAGAGCCCCAGGUGUGGUUCAGGGCUGUCGGUUUUUUUCCUCUGCUGGAUCACAGGGCAGGGCUUGACACUAACUUUUUUUCACAAGGAGCACAUUAAGGACUUGAGGGCACAAUAAAAAUUGAUCAAAUAAUGUGUGCCUUAUUGAUAGACAUAAGUACUCUUGUUUGAAAUCAAUUUUAGGUCAAUUGGUCACAUGACAUGGAAGCUAUUGAGGGAAAACAGCCUUUUUUGAGAACAUCAAUUUAUUGAUGGUGCCUUAUAUAACACCCAACGUUGACAGUGAGGGUGCCGAGUAGAUUUAAAUGCGCUGGUGUUGCUAUUACCGGUUAUUGAGAGUGAGAAGACGCCAGUAGAUUUGCCGCAAAUGUCCGUUGAAUAUCCAACCUAAAACUAACUUCGCCUCGGUAUUUACAUGAAAAAACAUUUAUUGCCUCAGCUGAUUUUUUUUUUAUGCUCACAUGUGCUCCUAAAUACAUUUUGCAAUUCACACACAUCUAUUUUUAGUCACAAAUGGGAGUGAAAUGGUCGCACUGUAGAGCCCUGCAGGGAAAACUUGUGUCCAUAAGAAGUGAUGGUAAAGAUGACAGCUAUCUUUUCUUUACUGCACAAAACACUGAAAUCAAAAUCUGUGACAUCUGUUCUGAUGAGGAGAGGGACCACCGGGCUCAUAAUUAACUCACCAUUCAAAACCAGCACCAGUGAUGGUAUGAGGAUACACAAAAGCCUAUGCUUUGAGUAACUCACACAUCUGGGAUCAGGUAAUGCUGAACAAUACAGGUUCUGGAGUAACGUAUGCCGACAUCCAGAUCGAGAGAUUUUCAGGAAAGACUUAAGCGAAACAAUGCCAAACCACAUCCUGCACAUAUUACAACAGCAUGGCUCUGUAGUGAAAGAGUCUGAGUUAUGAACUCAUUGGGAUGAAAGAACAGAUGAUGAAUGGUCAACGAGGGUACAUGCCCUGAUACAACGUUUUUCGACACGUUUAAAAAUGAGCAUUUCGUCUUCAUAGAACUGUUAAAUUUCUCAGUUUCAUCAUUUGAUGUUAUUUUCCCCUCAAACUUUUUGGAAUCAGGUUUGUACUUCAGACUGUGAAGUUUUGAAGUUCAUGGGUCAUCACCUGGUUCGAUCAAAUGAUUAAAAUUAAGAAUGAAACAUGGUCACUCAGGAGGGUUUGGUUAAAGUAAUAAAACUUCUCUGUGGUUUUUUUGCUCUCCAUAUAUCUUUCCAUAAUUUAACUCAAUAGCUGAAAUGCAACCAUAAAAUCUCUGAUGAUGCUCUUGUUGCUAUGGGCGAUGAGGUAUUGUGUUACAAACACAGCAUGGACAUGGAGGGGGGGCCCGAGCAGGCCACUGUAUUUUGAAACUAUGAGAGUUAUCUCCAGCUCCAGUUUGGCUCUCGCACUGCUCACAUCGUGAGUUCGAAGCGUGUCUCACCUAGAAUGCAUGCAUCUGUGUAAUGUAAACACUCGCCUGUCAAAAACCAACUGCUGCAAAACUCCAGAGCAGAGUGUUGAGGUCAUUUUAAAGGAAGUAGGGGAAUUCAUGCUGUUGUUUUCACUCUCAUUAGAUGUGAAUGGUGAAGUUGAGCAAUCACACUGAAGGGCAGGAAGCAGAGAGGGUGAAAAGUUCUGUGAACAAGAAGCAAAACUUUUCCCAUCCUCACAUCUCACGUUGGUCAGUCGUAAAAGAGGAUAUUAUAACUUUGUGAUGUUUUGGAGAAAUAACCAAAAGAAAAGCCUCAAAAUCUACUCUCAGUUAAGAGUCUCACCUUGUUGCAAGUCCUGUGUAAGAAUAACCCGACACUUCUGGACGUCACUGUUGUUGGGUGUUGUUACAUGUAUAACAAAGCAUAUUUCUGAGCACACUUAACAGAGAGAGGCUGGGUGUGGUCGGAUGAGCAACAGCGCUAAAACACACAACCAGAGAGCACAGAUGAUUGAUCCUUUUGGAGUUACUCACUGAAAACAUUGAUCUUAAGGUGCUGUCUAGAUUCAGCUCUCAAAGUGACAGGCCUGUUUUCAUCCACACACAGACUCUUACUGAGGAGAGGCAGUGUUAAAUAUGUAUUUAAGAAGUCUUGACCCCUUUUUGUCUUUAUUGAUGAGAUCAAAAGUGUUGACAGCAUUUCAUCCUCUGAGAUAAUUUCAGCCCACAUCCGGUUCUAUUAAAAACAUCCACCAUACACAGAUUGGCUGUCGCUAUGCUUCACACACAGACAGAGACAGCUUCUCUCUAGUUAUUGCUGUUUAGAAAAUCCAUAUUUAAACAGUAAACGGUGACAGUAACUCUCUUGAGAGCAGCUUCUAUAAACCAGAGUAAUCUGCAGCUGCAACAGACAGGUAGAGAUAUCGAAAAGCAUUAACCUAACAAGAUUGUAGUUUGCUAUCUAAGUAUGUGGGCGCUGAAAAGCAUCCUGGGACGCUUGGAUGAAAUCGCGGCCAAAGCAGAAGUGGUUGAGCUAAGGCGGGUAGAGUUAAAUGUUAUUGUACAUUGAAUUUCUUUUUAUCUCUUCUUAUUAAAUUUAAUAUUUUUUAUCAUUUCAAAAGUGGACUUUGGUUUGUCCAAUAUUAUUAUGGUGUCCAUAUCAAAUCAAACAAAAAAUAAAACAAGUUUAAAACUGAGGGUCACGCUGAUCUGAGGGCUUCCCGAUACGUGAGCAGACUCCUCUAAGGUUUUCUGACACUGUGGAUGUCUUAGCAGAGACAUGAACAGGUUUGUUGCUGACAGAACCAGGACUCAGUUGCUCUCUUAAAAGUGGUUAAAUGAUCACUCAGGGUGUCCUUAAAAUGGCAGAAUAGAAGAAAAGGCAAGACAAGGGUGGUGUGACUCAUUAAAUGGAACUGAUUGCUUGAUACAGUCAUCUGUUUUUGAUGAUGUUAAAAGCAAUGCUUCAACUUUGCCCCACUCAUUUUCAACAAACACUUUUUUCUUUAAUCCAAUAAGUUCCCUCGCUGGCAUGGAAACAUUUUUGGUUACCUUCUUUUCAUGUUUCAUCCUCUCUGACAUGAUUUGCUCUGCAGUGGUAGCCUCUCGCUAUACAGGCUAGCUAGAUAGCUGGUUACUGAGUCUGGUGGCAACAAGCAUAAAGAACCAAUACUGCCCCCUAAGAAAAAGUCACAUAGUAUUAGGGCUGGGUGAAAUGGCCUUAAAUCUACAUCACGAUAUAUUGAGCAGUUCACCUCGAUAAUGAUAAAUGGACGAUAACUACUCCACAAGCUGCUCAACCCCUCCCAAAUUAACAUUGUCUACUUCAGCCGUCGCUCCAGCUGCUACAACUUCCGAACCGUCCUCCAUCUCCUCACCUCUCUUCCCUCUUUGUUACGGGCUGGAUGGGGUGGAGUCACGUUUCCAACGUAGGACAGCGUCUUAAAGGGACAUGAGACCAAAGCUUACCUUCACACAUCCAAAAUCAACUUCUAUUUAUUUAUAUUUUUGACACUGAAUAUGUUGACAUGGGCAAAAUGAUGUCGGUUGUUGUCAUAAAUUUUGGUAUCUGUAAAUUUUUAGUUUAUCGCCCAGCCCUACAUAGUAUUACAAUAUGCUAAUGCUGCGUUUGAGUAACCUUGGAAGUCAGAUGUCCAAGCUGUGACUGAUGUCACACCUGAGUCAUCAGUGCCAAGUCAGAAAAAAGCGAAAUCGGAGGCAGAAACAAGAUGGCUACAUCUACUAAAGUUAUUUUAGCGCUUGCCUUGUCCUUGCUUAUAUUCGGAGAAGCGCUAAAAUAACUUUCAUAGAUGUAGCCAUCUUGUUUCCGCCUCCGAUUUUGCUUUCUUCCGACUCGGUAACUUGGAUGUGACGUCAUUCCCAGCUUGAACUUCUGACUCCCGAGGUAACUAGAAUGCAGCAUUAUUUCAACAACAGCAGCAUAUUGCAACAGCUCUAGUUCAGACGUUUGGUCUUUCCUAUUGACCCGUUGUAAAUACUGUAGAUGUUGAAUUUAAAACCAGCUUUUACUUUGAAGUGAUAUCAAAUAUUUGACCGUAGCUGAAUCCAAAUAGACUUCAGUGGCUCUGCACCAACACCAUGGUAGACAGCCUCAUGUCUGCUGGCAUCAGUUUAGUCAAACUGUUGCAGGUAGACUGUGGCUGAUCAUUUAAAGCCAUUGAAAGCUUGCAGCUGUGUUGCUGCCUCAGUCUACCGACAACAGCUAGAUUGUACCUUUUGUCUCUGAUAAUUCCUCUUUUAUGUGCUGUAAUCCAUGUACAAAUCCACAUUUAACAUUAAAAGAGCAAGAUUACAUGUUUUUGGAGCAAACAAAAUUAAAAAGAAUAUUGUGCCGAACCUUUUCCAGUGGACCACACAUUAAAUCCUCUGCACACCCACGAAAUAGAGACAAGUACAGGUCAGCCUGCGGCAGGACUGUGCUUGUUCUGUCUUAUUUUCAUUCUUGUAUUUGUGAUGUUGGGUGUGGACAUCAGGACGGGAUUAUGGGCUUGUUUGUUGUUACUGUAGCAGAUCUAAGCAAAUGUGAACUCUGAGAAAAAGCUUUUAUAUUCCCCUUCCUCUGGGAACACAGCUGACUGUAGGUGGAGAACAAAGUGCAUAUGGUGUCUUGUAAUAUUUCAUGCUUUCUUUUGGGGGGUUUCCGUCGUCAGAUUUAAAUACAAGAAUCACACUCUUUGACUCAAAGUCAACAAGUCUCCUGUGGAUUUUAAGGAUGUGAAGGAUGUGAAGAUUUCCUUGUUUUUCUCAGUACCAGGUACAAACUUUGUGGUAUAUUUUCAGACAUUUAUGAGAUGUUUUUCUGUCAGGUCAUAUUCACGUUAGCUCAGUUUCUGAUUCAUAUUUCAGAGAUUCACAGAGUAAAGAUGCUGAGCGUGUUCCUCACUGUUGGUAGCUCUUAGUUAAAGUUUCCAGACAAAACACAGGGUAGAGAUCAGGUGCACGCUCUCUCUAAAACACAAGGGUUGAAUUCCCAGUAGAGGCACUUUCAGCUUGGUUGUGCCUUUGAAAAUAAUUGGCUGUGUUUGUUUGUGUGAAGCCUGUAAGGGUUCUCUCUGUUGUUACUGCUGGAAGACCUGAGAAAAAUCUCUAAUUGGUAUUUCUCUGACCAAUGCAGCGCCUUUGUUUUUAAUUCACUUCUCCUCCCUGGUUAUUUAACUUGAGGUUAGUACAGGGAGAUAGAAAAUAGACUCAACCAGCAUCUUUAUCUGGUUUCUGUUCUGUCUGAAUCAGAUAACAAUGUUGGUGGUACACAAAGAUCCAUGGAGAUCAGAUUGAUCUAAAUAUUUCCUGAGACUAACAAGACCUCAGAGAAUAAACAAACAGAAAUGAAGCAGCGGCACAAAUUAAGAUCUGAUCAUCAAUCUAAAGCUCAUUAAGAUUGUCACUUUGCUUUACAAAGUUUUUAGAAAACUCAAGAGCAACGAAAAUAGUCAUUUCUUUCAGCCGUGGCAAAACUCUACCAGAGGAUCCAAAUCUAAGUGGCUGUUUACACAGAAACUUGCCGUAAAAACGGUAAACUACUCUUUUGUUUUGGCUCUUCUUUGACACCAAAACAGAGUUCAGGGUGGCUGAAAUGAGCAGCCUGUUGAAACUGGGUUCAGAUAAAUAAAUUAGAUUUCAGUUUCCGUUAUGUUCAGGGCUGCCCAGUAUCACAAAGAUAUGACAAUCAAGACUGACUGAUAUUGUACCGCCUGCCCUGUGGCACCAACUUUCACUUCAUCAGAAGCUGCUGGGAUCAAUGUGAAACAAAGUUUGGGAACAGGAGGAAGUUGUGGCUUCUUCUAAGACUAAAUGUGGACCAGCCACAGGCCACAAAGGCUAUGUUCACACUGCAGGUCAAUUCCAAUUUUUAACCAUAGUGUGAACAGUGCAAUUCUGAUUUUUUCAAAUCCAACCCAGGCCUCUCUUGUAUGUGGAAAUAAAUCUGAUAUGUAUCCGAUGUGUCUGCAGUGUGGACGCUCAGGCGCGUUCAUCCGACCUAUAUGUCAUCAAUAUGCGACAAACAUCACCAUUGUACGACAACACAAACAGGCGCGGAAAGCAAUUUGUGCUUUGUGCGCAUGCGGGUCACUUCACGGACGCAUUCCGUUCACAUUAGAUGCCGCAUUCGUUGUUGUAAUGUGAACGACCGCACAAAAAGAUCGGAUUUAACAAAAAAUCUGAAUUGUGCAUCAUAACCUGCAGUGUGAACGUAGCCAGAGAGAGGAUAGCAGGGAGAGGAGGAGAAGAGAGGAAAACAAGGAGAGGAGCAGGAGGAGUCAGGUGUGCGUAUUCAUGUCUGUCUGAAAGAUGUGGGACAGAAUUAGCACAGAAAGUGAUCCUGUGCCCGAUUACUUCCUAACUAAAGACUGCUGGUCUCCAAAGUGAAGACCUUGUUUUGAAUAAAACUAAAAUAGACGCCUCAGCUUUGCCGUUGUGAAGGAUGUUACACUGAAUGAUAAGUCUGAUCUGCAGCCUCUGAUCAAAUGUAAAUGGUAAAAGAGCUCAAAGGUUCAGUUUAUUAUGACACUGCGUUUUUGUGGGACUGCGUUCCCAUGUGCAUGGGAAUUGUUUUCCCAACAUUGUUAUAUGACCGUGGAUUAUUUUUGUGGUGAACAGACUUCUAUGAUUUGAUAGGGCCUGAUCUCAUCCAAACAAAGUCUCAGACCUAGGGUAGAAUAACAUCGACAGCCACCAGUACAUGACUUUAAAAACAGUGACAUGAGAAGGUUCAUAUUAAACAUGAGACAUCAGCAGGAGAGAUGAGCCAGUGGACCUCUCUCUGUCUUUGUGAACACCUGCUGAGCAUAUGUCAGGCGCUGCAGGUGAUCAGACACAAAGGGCAGAGAGCUACAAGAGACUGUCAGGAUCAUUUAUCGUUUAUGAGAAUAUUAUACGGGUAUUAAAAACUUCAAAAAAGUCAAAAUGGUCUGAGAGUAUCAUGGGGCAGCUGAAAACAUACUUGGGAAACCCGUAUCAUAGUAUCACUGUAGGAUGAAACUUCUGCCUGAAAUAGACAGUUACAAACUUGGACAGUCUCCUCCCUGUAUAGCUUGAUUCAUCUCUUGGUUAUCAACUACUUUCAAAUAACAGCAAUAGCUUUAUUUGAUAUCAGAGCGAAACUGGAGAUGGCUAUCCGCUGUUGCUCAGGGUUAAAAUUAGCUUCACAUGCUCACAGGAAACACUGCUCCACAAACAAUGACUCGAUGUGCGUAGGAGAUCAGGACACUCCGGCUGGUAUUUACAUGACAACCCAACAUCCACCUACUACACCAAGUGUCUGAAAUAGACUUUUCCGGCCUCUCUUCUUUGCUGGUCUAACACGGCCCAGCUCUUAAUUAGUCAAAACUUCUUCUUUUUCCAGCUGGUGUCGCUCCUCGUUUUGCCAAGUGCAAUUAAUUAGUGAUGAAUCUGGCAGAAAGAGUAUCAGAAGACAGAACUUUGGGUGUUUAGCCAUCUCUCAAAAUGAUUAUUGAGUUCAGUCAAAUAACUUUUACAGUUGUUUUGUGAGACUUGAGGAGCCACUAAAGUACUGAAAAAAAUUGACAGUGUGUUUUUGGAAUGUAAAGAAAAGUAAAUAAACUGAUAAAAACACGACUUUAUCUCCAGGUUUGGCCUCGUGCGCAACAGUACAAUGAGCGAAACCCUCGCUUGUUGGCUGGAACUGCCACUGGCUACAGUUCGUGAAGACUCUAUUAAUCAUGUGAAAUGUAAUUAAAAUCCUGGCACUUACAGCUGACUGAUUUCACUCUUUCAGAUAGCAAUUACACACAAGUGCCAUUCUUGCUGGUUGUCAGGACACCUGCACAGCGAGGACGUGAUUUGGAGAGUAGUGUGAAGCUCCCGUGUGCCCGACCUUUACAUAACCGACCACAGUGUCAGGAGCAACAACAUUGGAGGAAAAAUAACUAUUCAGGCUGCAUGUAAAACAGGAAAAAGCCCUGGAAUAGAUUUAAUGUAAAGCUGUCAGAUGAGCUCUUCCAGUUGUGGAAACACAAGCUCUGGCAUUACACAGCUGCCCUAGAGCCAACUGUAAUCCCAUGAGCUGCACUGACCGUGACUGAACAGGCUGAGACAAGAUCGUAUAAAGCAGCGAAAAGUCCAACAACACAAGGUGAGAAGACAUCCAAGCGGUGAGGAUGUUUUUCAUCGCUAAGAUACGAUAGAUUAAAACAGAACAGGAAGUUUGAGGGAAAAGGGAUUGUGGGUAUAUUGUUGAACAUUUUAAUAAAGAAAAAAAAUAAUAAUCUCCUGUCAGUAGAGUGUGUCAUAACUCUGCAGGGGUCCCAGAAAGAAACCCAAAAUAGCAAAGCGUUAUCUCAGUACGACGGAGCUGUAAAGCUGCUAUCACACUUGUGUUGGGUAUAAAAGGAAUCCUCUCAGGUUGCCUCGCUGCGUUGUGUUUAAGAGGACAAACAUUGGACUGGAGAGCUGGGGGCUGUUAUUCACUGCUGAUUGGUUGGCUAAUUUUCAAGCCUGGGAUACAUCCAUGCCCUUCAAGGUCCCAUCUGUAAUACCAUGACCUAUUUGUGUAUAAUCAGCUGCAGAUCGCUUGCCCGGCAUGUAGAAGUGCAUUUCUUCACUCCAUUUCUCAUGGCCAGUCCGUGCGGUAGACUUAGCAGCUUUCCGCGGUGAAAGAACUGUAUUCAUUUCAUUACCGUCGACCCAUCGAGUCUCUGUGUUUGUGUUGUUUCCAGCUGGCACCCCAUCAGUCGAACACAUUGAUAUCUUGCAGCCUUUGACCAGAGACGAUGUUCGUGGCAUGUCAGGCGUGAAACGUGAAAAUCUGUCGGGCUUAAGAGUGAGAACCAGUGCUGGAGGAAGAGGCGAGCUGCACUCUGAUUUCCUCUGACAUUUCUGUUCAGUUGUCAUGUGCACUAAAUCACCACACUUCCUGAUAUGGUUUUAUAGAACCAUCAUACAUUUUUAACUCAAGCUUGCAAAGUCUCUGCCUCUCUCUCUCCCUCAUUUUAAAACACUCUUUGAUAGAUGAGCUGCAUUUCAAGCUUCACUUUCUUGUGAUUGAUUAGCACACUGCAGAAAGCACUAAGUGACUGAAUAUGCCGCAAUAACGUAGUAAAGUAUACAGAUGGAAUAAACUCCCAGCCCUGGACCGGCAGUGUGAAAACACCAUAAAAUAUAUUUUAUGUGGAUGAAGCAGAAACGCCGAGUGCACCGAGGUGUAAAUAAUCACGCUUCUUACAGUAUCUGUUAUCCGCUGCAGCUUUAUGCAUAAUGAAAGUUUAUCUUUUGCUUCAUUAAACAUCUGCCGCCAUCUCCGAGCAUCAGGAGGAAUAUGCUGAAAGAAAUCUGCAGCCUCAGAUUGUAAACUGUUGAACAAAAGUGCCUUUACACGCCCCGUCCCCCGAUGUUUACCUUCGUUUAAUUACAUGCAGAUAACACCAAGCUGCCGGGAUACCUCUCCUCUCCUCAUACUCAGCUCGACUGUUAAUGCGUGAGAAGUUUACUCUACAUGAGCUCAUCAAGUGCUGAAUUCAUUCUUGAAAAGCAUUGAGUGGCAAAUUCUGUUGUAUCACAUCAGUUAUGAUAUGAUGUAACCAUAGAGACAGAGCACAAUUAAAUUCCACCCACACCCGGAGGGGAAAACCUCCUUCACUCUCCAUUGUUGACUUUGUAAUGUGUGAAGGUGCUGCCUUGUCACUUCCAUCUGCUGGCGCACAACAGAGAAAUGCCUACGAGCUGCUGUGUGUGGUGGGAUGCGCCACUAAAGGAUGAAAAAGCAAGAACAAGGUUUUUUUUUUUUUUUUCCAGGCUGCUGAACCAAAAACCUCUGUCUUAAGGAAGACAAGCACGGUUACAGGAAACAACCUGAGCGACAGGAAAGGGAACAAUGAGAUCCAGAGGGUGCCGAACCUCAGAUGUACAGCAAGCCAGAGACGAUCUUUUGUAACAUUUGUAAUGUAACAUUAAUUAGCCUGCGCGCCUUGAUAAUGAUUAAAUAAGCUGCAGAUGCUGAUUUGGUCAGACAGAUCAUGGCUGUGCAGGGCCUGGUGUUGAUCUAGGGCGACUAGUAUGAUGACAUUAAUAAGUUCCUCCGCGUACCCUUUUCUCUUCUUUGGAUGAACAGUGUCAAGUUAGUGGCGUGCUGGUGAAGUACUCGGUACAUCCAUUUAGUACAUUCCUUCUACUCCCUAGUUGUAUUAAGCGGUGUACAUUUUUAUUUCAAAUGGCUGUUGACUUGGUUGAUUCAAAGUUUGGCAGGUUUUGAUGGAUUUUCAACGUAACUACAGGUGUGCUGAGAUAUCUUAUGCUGCGUUCUAGUUACCUCGGAAGUUGGAGCUGGGAAUGACGCUACACCCGGGUUGACGGCGUUCCAGUUAACAAAUCGGAAAACCAAGAUGGACACCUACAGUUCGCCGUUGUUAGCUGUUGUUUACAGUUGUCAGCUGUCAUUGGUCGUUUUCAGUUGUUAUUAGCAGUUGUCAGCCGUUGUUAGUUGUUGUUAGAUAUACCAGUUGUCAACAAUGCAUAACAUAGUAUUUUACUCUUACAAACACCAUAGUACUGUGUUCACAGUUAGACGUUGGGCAUUACAACAUAUACCACUUAUUUAAUUUCACAAAAACAAAACAGAAGUGCUAAUAAAUAAUACAUUACAAGAGCUUUCACUGUUACUCUUGAAGUUAAGUCGGGGUUGGUGAGCAUCCGUCCGAGUCGGAAAUCCGUCUUCAGGGGUGCGUUUCAGAUGAAUUUCCGACUCAGUGCUCAGAAAUUCCGACAUCCGAGUACAACUGGAACGCAGCGUAUAUUUGUUGUCAACCAGUGUCAUGUAAAAACCAUAACCACCUCUCAGUGUUGUGAUUCGCUCAGUCGCUUCAGGGCAGUUCGUCAGUGGUGUGACAGUUAGAUGAUGAAGUGUGAUGAAGUUAUUUGUAAUGAUGGUAGGUAUCGUCAGGGGCGGAUUUAAAAGUAAAGUGGCUGUGAAACACAAAUGGCCACCCCUCGUUAGAGUGACCAUAUUCUGACUUCCCAAAGAGAAGAUACGACUACACGGGGGCAGAGUCACGGAGUCAUGCAAAGUUAAUUUUGAGAGUUUUUCGGGUCAGAUCAAGUGUCUUUUACGAGCUUCUAACUCAGUAAGUCCACAUGAUACAAACUCGAAACUUCUGUAAAUCCUUCCGUAAACAUUUGAAGGAUUUUAUAAAUUUCCCCAGACAAGGCCAGACAACCCAGACAGUCCCCAAAAAAGAGGACAUGUCCGGGUAAAAGAGGAUGUACCACCACCCUACCCCUUGUGCGUCCCUCAAAUCCUCAUCUACAAAACCUUGACAAAUUUGGCACACUUCAGUCAAGCUAAAAUUGUGGCUGUAAAUGUUUUACACACAUUAGUCCAGCUGAAACUGGACUUUUAAAAUAAAUACAUCACAAAUGUCCUGCUCAAAUCGCACUAAAUCAAAUUUCUCUUUCGGCUCUGGCUCCAUCUGAUUAAAACUAGACUAAAAGUUCUGCACAUACUUCAGACUUCACACUCUUGGCUUUUGGCUGGAAGUUGAACAGCAUAAAUGCAUAAAUUGCUACAAAAUCUUGACAGAUGAAAAAAGGAGUCAAAUGAGACAAAGCUGUGGUAUUGUUUGGACUGAAGGUACAGAGCUGUAAAAGUAAGUGAAGGUUUUUUUUAUUGUUGAGGAACAUUCUGUCGGCCACAUGCUUUCACAGUUUAUGGAUUGUUUUGUUUUGGCCAAGCGGGAAAGGAGCUGAAAGGGAGAAUGUCACCAACUACCAUAGCAGCAAACAUGCUUCUUUCAAUGAUACAUGUAAACUGAGACAAGGACAUAGUCCACAUUAAUCAGCUGAUUGAACUAUUAACUGUAGGUUGACGUAACUCUGCAUGCAAACGUACUGACUGAUGAUUACGGGCUUGUAAAAGUGCUAAUGGCACUAGGUUUUGUCCACUUGUCUCUUACAGCUGAGGCCCCACAAUGUUUAUAAUGAGCAUUAUUGAAUAUCUUUACUUACUUCACUGUCAGAUAUUUAGGAAAAGUUGUCUUUGUUGCUGUUUGUCGCUUCUUUUUGUAUUUUAGAUUCUGGCAGGCCUCCUUAAAAUCCCACCAAAUCUAGGAGCUUGUUCUCCUGCAGGCCCCGUGUUUUAAAAUAAAGGUGUCUAUCCCUGACACCUUCCACUCUAGAUUCCCUUUCACCUAGAUGACCCGAAAUAGCUUUUGCUCCUGGAAUUGCCUGCACAGCAGCCCCAACACCUCCUCUUGCCAUUGCUUUUGCGUGAUUAAGCCAUGGCCCCGUGUCCUGUCUCGUUGUCUGAAUGUGAUAAAUCGUACAAAACGUGGAUGAAAGUGCACAUUUUCACAGUCUCACCUGGGAGGCAUUCGUGGCCUUCAAGGAGUCACGCUCUGUUGGAGAUAGAAAAGUGACUGAGGGAGUGGUAAAAGGCCGACUUUAAGAAUUAAGUCUAAAACCUCCCUGCGUCACACCUUGGCACGCUUAGUGAAUCCCUACUGUGUACGUGUGUGUGUGGAUUCUUGAUUUUAAGCAUACAAAAGCUUAACCUUAGUAAUGUUGCAUAAAGCUAGUGAACCUUAAAAGUAUUCUGCAGAAAACAUGAUUAAGGAAACACUUGUGGUUGAACAGUUUGACUAAUUAGCAGCAGAAACAGAAGGAUCAUAAGAACCCUAAAGCCUCUUUUCUCGCACUCAGACUGGUGAAUCUCUCUCCAUUAUCUCUGAGUUACUGUGGGUCUCCUGCACACUCAGCACGGUCUAUUAACAUGUUAGCAUCAGCUGUUCUCGGUGAGGUCGCUCCCCAGCCCACACGGUGACAGCAACUGUCACAUCCAUCAGUGUUUCUCUUAAGAAGGAUCCCGCACAAACGCGAUGUAGCUAUAGAUUCAGAUCACCGCAGAGGUCUGACGCUGACUCUUAAACCUGACCGAACCAGACAUCUUGACAGUCGCAGACUGAAGGAGAAGCGAGCGCCGGAGGUUCAACUGAUUAUUUUGUUGUCGGGACAAGCGCUUCAAUCUUUAAUAGCCAUGGAGCCGUUGUUGGCGAGAAACAGGAUUUUGAUUUGUUGAGGUUUGGUUUCUCCAGUCUGACCUGUGAGGUGGUGUGAGACUGAAAUACAACAAACAGUGAAAAAUCCUCAUUUUAGGUUUUAAAAGUAUUUAUUUUAUCAGGCCAGAUAUCCAAAAUCCCAAUGCACUUAAUUAACAAAGUAAAAAUAUGCAGGCAGGCUGGAAACGGUAAGCUCCAUGACAUUAUAAACAGACAAUCCUCAAAACACUCGGACAGCAGAUGUCAUGUGGAGUUUUUCUUCAGGAGGCAGUUCUUUCAUGCGCACAGUUUCCAAGGACAGAUUUCAAAGCCCAAUAUGGCAAAGCCUGGAAACUAAAACCAACAGUUAAGAGUAUCUGCCAGGGUAGGUGCCAUCAGGGGAAAGUGGACUUUUUUUUUUGGAUGGUUCGGACUUGAUGAACUGACCCUUGGCCUGAGGGAGGCAGCCAGUCCAUCUGUCUGUUCCUCGAGGAUCUUCCAGAACAGUUUCUGAGUUAUGCUGUGAAAUUUAGAUCUGUAUUUAAUACCCUUACAAUCCAAAUAUACUACUCUGGACCUUGGUAACAUUUCUCAGUUUUCGCAUGAAUUAGAUGCAGAUAUCAUGGUUCAUGAAUCUUCCAGAAAGUUGUUUCCCCAAUCCAAAAAGUUUUCCCUGUUUUGUACCAUAUGAUAACCAUUUAGGCACUGAGGGACCAAAAGAGGGGCUUAUUGCACAGAUGUUUUGAAUACCUGAUUCUUAUUGGUCAAUUAAGGCCCUCUAUGAUUGGCUGUUUCUGCUGCUUAGAGGGAAAAAAAGCAUUGCGAAGAGUCUAGGACUACAUCUGAUGGAAACCAGUUUGUGUAAAGUUAAACUGCUUGUAUUGUCGUACUUAACACCCAUUACACAGCAAACAUCUCUAUAUCUGCGACCAAAAGCUUGUUCUAAUUGGAGCGGUUUUUGUCUUUUGUAAAGGGCAGAUGGAGACAGAAAGGUCAGCUGAAACAAAAGUGUUUGGGUAUCAAGAACCAACUCCAAUUUUGUGUCCAAAUCUCUGCUAUAAAUCUCUCAGGAUUAAACCUCAGGAAGAAAUUUGAGGUCUGCAGAAAAUGUUCUUAUCUGCCAGGACCUGCUGUGUCCACUUCAUCAUUUAUGACUCAGUACGUCAACCAAGUUGUGAGAUGAAGAUUAUGGAAGACUGCCGCGAGUUAUCCAAAAGAAAAGAAAAAAAAAGGUAAUGACACAGCCAAGUGCAACAACUGUGACAAAGACGUUUCAUGCAAGGAAGGCAGCACAUCCAGUAUGAUCGAGGGGGAUCGAGGGAAUGCACUGUGCUCGAUAUGCUGCAGUCUCCUGUUCACAAUGAUCCCACGGCCACAGUUAACGGUAACAACUGGAGCAUGUCUUUUUACACUGCGGUAGGAAACACAUUUGAGCUUGUGUUCCCGUUUAUAUCAAGGUAGACAAAUCAUCCUUGAUAUCCUAACAAUAAGUGGAGGCUAUGGGUGUCCCGAUCCUGUCAUCGGACGAGAAAGAGAGAGUACACCCUGGUUUGAUCGCCAGUCAGGCGAUUGCAGGGCUACAUAGAGAGAAAGACAACCAAUCACACUCACACUCAUACCUAAGGACAAUUUACGCGGGAUUUCCGCCACAUCCAAAAAGUUGUAUCGGGACACCACAAAUAAUAAACAAAACUCCAUCCAAGAAGUUUUUAGAUCAGAAGUUUUCAAAGUUUGGACACCAUUGAGGUCAACAUCUCAGACUUAUAUAAACUUGGUACUCUUUGCUACACAAAUUGCCCAUGAUGCAUUUUAAACGCCGGUGACUCUAUGUUUUAAAUGCCUCUUGAUGAAUCACAUCACAAGUACUUACGACCACCCACACACACACAUUGUAAUAUGAUUUCUCAGACCACCUGCCAAAGCAGUCUGAGACACAUUCGAGCACAGAUCUUUUGCUUUUGUCCACAAUAACACAACGGCAAGAUACAUCAUUAAUGCAGAGUGUGUGGGCUCACAAACACUCGAAACUGUGUUUACGCUCACGAGGAGUUCCGAAGUUUUUUACUGGCGACAUGAACCAAAGGCUGUGUUACCUCUUAGAGGAAGAGACAAAGUCAAUUUGAUGUGGUUCUUCUGCUGAUUCUGUCUGAUAAUUAUACAUUCCUUCAACUCCAACAUACUGCUCACUGGGAAAAAAUAAACAAUGGCCCCUUGUGUUUAUCUGCCUCGAGCAGCAGUGACAGGCAUUGAGUAUCUCCAUAGGAUAGAAAAAAAUCCUGCAAACGAUGGUCUUGUGCUUUUAUCGUAUUGAAGCAUCAGCGUUAGUGAGACUUUCAUACUAAAAACUUCUCACAGCACAUUUAGACCUCCAGUAACUAAGGCAUAUUUAUACAUUUAGAAGUAUCACAAUAAAUUGUUGGCAAUGUGAAUUCGGCUCAGGGCUGUUUUUAUUUCUCUAAUAACUCUGAUCAACAUGAUAAGAAGUAAUAGUUUAGACAUGACGUCCAUUAAGCCUGACGGCUUUACAUCUUCCUCCUCUGCUUCAGCCGUAUCUCACUCAGUGUUUUGACUGCGUUUCUCUGUACAGUAGCCAGAGUGCGAUUAUCCUCCUCAUCAUCUCAUGUGCCGCUCCCAGACAAAGCGUGUUAGCUCGUCACAGACACCACUGACUUUCGCUGCGCUGCACCACAAGGCUUCGGCCCCCGCAGGUCCACUACCCCCUCUGGAUCACCCUCUGCCUCUCCAAAUGUAGGUCACACACAGCUGCCACGGGAGUGUUUGUUUGCCUGGCUGUCACCUCUCAUUACACCCCCAUCCCCUCAACAUCUGCACCCAAGGGUCAUAAACAAGACCGUCCCUAAAUGCAUGCACGCUUUGUACUACAGCGGCAAAACUGUGGUCAAAGUUUAACACAUAACAGCCACGCACUUGUUCAGAAAACCAGCUCCAGUGACUAUUCUGAUGUUAGUUAUAACGCUUAAGCUCAUAAUCAACUCCAGUGCUUUUAUAACUUUGAUUUUUUUCUUUCUUUUGUCAAUUACUCCCUCUUCUGGAUGAAUUUUCAUGAUAAAAACAGAAGUGAACAUUGUUCGGGACAUUCAGGCUUUUGUGAUCGUAUCUUUGGGUGAGUCUAAAUCCAGGUUUUCAUCAUAGGAUUAAACUUGGAGCUCACAAGAAAACAGGUGAAUGUUAAGUUGUCUGUUGAUAGGCCUACAUCUGGAAUACUGGCCCCUGUGCAGAGGUUUGGUUGUUUUCUGUUCAGAAACAUCCGAACAGACUAUAUCAGCUGUAAAGAUCUGGGUGAGAGAAUUUACUGCCGAGCAUUUAAAGCGAGCGUCUUCUCUGGAAAUGCAAUUGUCUGCACACUUUGUCCUCUUCCUCUCAAUCUGUCUCAGUGGGGGUUGGAGAUCCACCCCCCAGGGGCUCAGAGUUAUUACAGUCAUUACUGUGACCUUUUUUUGGCCCCCAGUCUCUGCUGAACCCGCUCUGACCCACUGGGGGGUUGAGCGUGGCCGUCGCAGCGUCCCUCCGAGGGAUAGGACACACUUUCCAGUCAGUUGGGUCAAGCCUGUACAUAAUGAUGGCCGAGCAUGGAGCCCAGGAGGUGAACACAUGCUGGGUGUGCGUGUGUGACAGUCCUGCAGUGAUACAUAUUUAUGAGAUAGGCAGUGAGUGUUUGUACCUCUCUGCUGGUCAUCACUUAGACAUCAUGACAUGAGUGUUACUCUCCGUGUGUCAGCCAGAGGCUACAACCAGAUCGGUUUUAUUUUGGUAGAUCUGAGCCGCGGAAAGUUGGACGAAUUUUGUAUUUCAUGCUUGCACUACAGCAGUUUCAGUGGGAUAAAUAAAUACUAAACUUUUGGGCUGAGGUUAUGAGGAGGUAUGUAUUUGUCUGGUUUCCAAAAGGUUUUAUGGAUAUUAACUAACAACAGAAACCAGAGAUGGUGUUAAUAUCUGUGAGUAAGAGUCACUGUAAAUCUGAAAAAAAUGAUUUUUAUUUCACUGAGUUCAGACUGGGCUGGGUUGUAAAUGGUAGCUUCAUUUGUGACAUUUGUGACUCUAAAUAAUACAUACAACUUCAUGAAUCUGUGUGCUAAAUAAAACGAGAUCUACAGACUAAACCUUUAAAAAUUAAAGAAUGUUUGUUUUUUACACUUUCAUGCAUCUGUCCCUCUCUCAUCACUCCCUCCUGUUGUGAACCCCCUGCCCCCGUCCUCCAUUAGUAGUUGAAAAUCUCUGCUUUAUUAGUUUGUAUUUACAGAGAGAGGGCAGGAAAUGAAGAGGAUAGAAGAUGGGAAACAUCAAAAUAUUGUUCAUGUUCAGCCACACAACCAUCUGGUUACUAGAGCUCCCAAUUCUUUGAUCUUAUCCCCUCUCUAAUUUCACUAAAGCCACGUCCUGAAGAGAUAUUGACAUUUUGAAGAUGGAGCUGUGUGAACCUGGAUCCAGCUAGGUUCAUAAGAAAGUAAACAUGUUUCAAACUUCCAUCCAUCUUUGGUAUAAAUGAUAAUUUUGUCCUUUUUUUAUUAAAUCAGAGUUUUUGUAUCCCUGCGGGACAAACUCGAACUGAACUGCUUGAAUUAAAUAAAUCAAUUUUUUUUUUUUUGAUAACCAAUUUAUAUAUUACAGAGACUUAUUAUGUAUAAUUACUAUAUAUCACAGGGUAGAACAACAGCUGUCACCAGCCCACGGUUUCUCAUGUGGUAACUGGCACAAAAAAAAGCUCUUAAUUUGCGGUUAUCAAUCAUCUCACUGUUUGUGUUUCUUGCUGAGUUGGACCUGGUUUUGCUGAUAUUCAAGAAUCUCAGAAAUGACUAAAAAUUUGGCAUAUUAGACACACUUUUAAUGCCUUUUUUGUUAUCUAAAAAGUGAGCUGCAUAGUUGUGCGACAAAUGUAAAAGGCAGAGGGAUCCUGGUGUGUUACAGUAUUUUACCCAGAAGAUGGAGCUAUGGGAAAGUAGAAACUGUUUCAAUAUGGAAAGCAUAGAGGAGGGACAUCAGUCCAGGACUGUCAAUACUGAAUGCCUUUGUCUUUCUAUAGGUCAAAAUCAUUUAUCAAGAGACAACCGUGUUUCUCUUUGUGGAGUUCUGGUUUGAUCAAAAAGUGAUCAAGGGACAGGGGUGAUACAAGUCAUGUAAAUGAAGGCCCCCACCAUCAAAAUAAAGAGAGAAUAUAGAUUAAAUGGAGCAAAGUAACAGACUUAUCAGGUAAGUAAAAAAAAUGUAUAUUGUAUUAUGUAUAAAAAAAAUGGGAGUUACUUGUGGCAAACCUGCAACAAGCAAAGAGGUGGAUAGGUCAUAGUUUAUCUUCUACAGCUACUUCUGUUUGAUUAGGAAUGAGUCUGAAUCAUAAUCUAAUAAAAGUGGAUGAGUUAUAAAGACAUGAGACAGAGAAAAAAGUUCUAAGUUGAGAUAGAUCAGCCGCUGGAGCAGGGCUGUAAAUGGUGAAAGUUCUGCUGUAAAAAUAAGUGUUUUGGGUGCUAAUGGCGUCUCUUUGAAACUGCAGUUUAUUGUGCAUUUGUUUCCUGCUCAUAUAAACAUCAUUUAUUUUAGAAUCAAUUUUUCCAUAACUGGAAAAAGAUCCAUGUUGUCGUCAACCCUUUCAGAAGCCUUCAGUAUUCAUCAGUGUUUACUUACAGUUUGCUGAAUGAAUGUCACACAAUGAAGAAACAACGUCUGGUCAUUCAUGUCUCUACUUGCUCGUCCUUGACGUGACGCUGACAUGAGCUUGUUUGAAUUUUUUUGCAGCUGCUGCUCCCGUAUUUUUGCAACAGCUUUCUGCAUUUUUUAUACUAUUGACACAUUGGGAUAAAUAAUUAAAAUGUGUUACUUUUGUGCACACAUAAACAAUAGAAACUGAAGCAUUUUUGAUGAUUCGAAAUUCAAAGGGACCUUGAAAAACCGAUGACGAAAAACCCAGUUUUUACUGAUUUGUUGGUUGUGUGGAAUCUAAAUGGUGCAUCUGAAAAACUAAUAUGAUGGUUUUCAAAAAAAUAGACUCUGAAAUGGAUCUCAGUUUGGUGGCUGAACCAAUCUAAAGCCAGCUUCUCAAAAUAGCUCAGAGCUAACUAUUAACUGCUCCUGUUCCUCCGUCUUCCUGGCCAACAACUGUCCUCCUCAUCACCACCAUCUCCUCUCCAGUACAUGCCCGACAGCCUCCUUGUUAUUUGGAAAAUAAUUCUCUAUUCUGUGGUUUCUUGGUUACUGAAUUCUUUCUCCAACUCUCUGCUUCAGCGAUGUUUCUUUGUCUUUGCAGAAGCUCACGGCCAGAAGCACAGCCUGCAGACGGCGCAGAACCUCCUGCAAGAGGAGGUGGCACGAGCCGAGGAGCAUUCAGAGGUAAAAGAGGAAAAGAAAACAGGAGAAGCUUGCAGUUCUUGUCGUAAAUCAAAGGUAGUCUUGCAUCACUUUGGCAGCACAGUUGAAGGUGAUUCUUAAAAAGCAGGCUGACAGCCCACCCACUUCAGUGCAAUCUGAUCCCUAAAGACAUGAGGAAAUAUCCAUACAGUGAGCAAUCUGCCAACAUCCGAGAGCAAAAACUAAACCGCUUCCAAUUCCACCAGUAUCUCUCAGCAUAAUGUUCAUACGUUCUGCCAGUCCUACAGUCGAACUGAAAUCUCAGAGUGUUGGCACGAACAUGCCAGCCUGACAUAGACUGACACUGAGAAAGACUUGCUGCAGGUUUACGAAUAACAGCGCUUUUUAUUUUUUAUCAAUAUGCAUCUCCGCAUCUUUAUUUUUACCUACAUCUCGCUCUUGAAGACAAAGUUACAUUUUAUUUACAGGCACCUUUUAAGAUCACCUCACAAAUACAACACCAGUAAAAACAGGCUGGUAUCAAGAGCCAUGUAAAGGAGACACUAUAAAGGCACAGUGAUCUGCAGCAACAGGCACAUGUGGUUAAAGUGGAGAGGCAACAGCUGUAUGGAGUUGUGUGAGUUUAGAUUCAGUUUUGUUUGAAUCUAAGAAGUCAUGAGCCAAUUUUUCUGACUUGCAUAAAAAUCUGUGGCAAGACAGAAAGUGAAAUCGUGGGCGCUUUUGAGAAGGAGAUUAGCAUAUGUGGGUGACUGAGGACUCUUCAUCACUGCUUUGUGUCGAGGUGAAACAUAAUUCUGCUGAUUUAACUGUUGAAUAAGUGAGUGAUUUAAAUCAAUAUCAAGAUGAUAUUAGUAUUUAACACGUAGAAACCAUAUGAGCAGUAAUGAUGUUCUAUCUACGUGGCAUUAACUUAAAGCGACAAAGUGCUUCGCAUGAUGGAGAUAAAAUCAGGGGAUAGAUAGAUAGAUAGAUAGAUAGAUAGAUAGAGAGAUAGAUACUUUAUUAAUCCUAGCGGUAAAUUCAAGUAUGAUUGAAUAUUAAAUAAAAAUAUAUAUGAAUGAUGAACAAGAAGGAAGUUUUCCCCUCCAUACGGUACUGUACAGAAUAUCAAAAGUCCCGCCCCUCCUUGAUUUUGAUUGGUCAGUAAGGGAGAAGAUCUGUGACUGCAAAGGAAAAUGCAACAAGUGGACACAGGCCCUAACAGAUAAAGAAACAUACAAAAGAGACAGACAGGCCAACUUCUUUUAUAUAAUAUUUAAUUUAAUGAGUAAUAACAAUGAUCCUAUAUAUUUUGUAUCCCAUUAAAAAUAAAAUCUCUCAUGAAGCUGUUAGUUAGUGUUACAUGAUUUACUGCAGCUCACGUUCAGAGGCAACAUCGUUCAGAGUCAACCUGACACUGAGAUCUACGAGUGAAUAAUUAUUAAGUCUAAAAAGUAGCUGUGGACUAAUUUCUGACUAUUUAAAUGAAGAUUUAAGGUUAAACUCUAUCAGGUAUUAUUUGAUAUCAUCCAUAUUCGUCAUUCCUUUUACUGCUUUCCUGCUUAAAAGUACUGGCAGGUUCAGAUUACUCAGAUUGAAGAUUGUUUAGUGCAGGACAGACUUGUUGCUCUCUCAAACCCUUAAAGUGCUAAUUAUUUAAACCAAACAUUAACAGGUUAUCCAAUGUUAUCCAACUUCAAAGAUGCUGUGUAACUUUAUGUUUAAUGUGCUGAUAGGAUAGUGUCUGAAGAUGUCUGUAGACAGUGUUAGUCCUGUUUAAAUGUAAAUUAGCUGAGCAAGAAAACCACAGAAAUGGAUUUUAUUCAUUUGUUUCCUUUUUUUGCGAGCUGAAUGCAAAGCAGAUUUAUGCAGCCUUGGAAUCUGCUAAAAAUGUCAAAAUUUUAAUUAACUCUAAACGGCGGAAACACCAGACCUCAAUACAUCACAUAACAUAUUCCUGAGUUGACCUGUGCUGGUGUCUGUCUGUGCAGAUAGUCUGAGUCUGGUGGUAUUUGUAGAGGCUUGUUAUGUCUGCCUCUACCACAAUGCAGAGGAUGUGAAUAAUGUUUUGUUUGUUGCUCACAAGCUUGAAAUAUGACCUUUGAAAAGCUAAAAACAAUGUACUCUCUUAGUCCUUGUUACUCAGGACAAUCCAUAAACCUAGCUGUGCACGGGUUUCUGUUUUUUACUUGUGGUAAGAGCAGAAUAAAAACAAGAGUAAAUUAAUUCUCCGUCGGCCUUGAUGCAUUCGGAGCUGUCAAACACACUGCCGUGGGAGAGGGCUGCAGCAUUUCUUCAGCACAAAAGCAGUGUCUUCAUAUUCUCCUGUUUACCUGCAUUUGCUCACUCUCUUCCCAAAUUUACCCUGAUUCUUAAACCUUCAUGUACUGACAUGAGAAGUGUUUGUGCACAGCGGAGGCAGCACACACAGCUGCCGCUAUUAUCCCAGUUUUUCUGAUUCUUUUGAAAUAAUGAUGAAGAACAACCAGGACGUCUUCUUCUGUGAGCACAGAGAUUUUUGGACCAAGAUAACACGACUGUCACACUCAAGUCUCUCUCCCUGCACAGCCAGCUCACGGUGGAUUAUCCUUAAAUUUUUCACAGGCUGUUUGAUAACAGGGUGAUAUCAUUGUCCCAGGAAAAUUUCACUGUAUUUUAACCCUACUAGUUUGAGUCCAAAAAUGUCUCAUUUUGGCCUUUUAAUAUUGGUGCAGGUCGCUGUUGUUUCUCUGUCUACAUGGACAGAAGCAAAUCGAUAUAAUUUACAGUUAUUUCACAGCUCUCUGAUUGAAAAGCCGACAAUAGAGAGUGAAAAUCCAGAGAUAAAUCAGGCUGUAAUUUAUGUUAAAAGCUACAUUUGAAUGAAAAUGAUUGAAAACAAAACAUCUAUUAAGAUCCCUGAUGUCAGCAUGAAACUAUGAGCUGUUCAGGGAACUCAAAAAAAAAAAACUGAUUUGAACCGUCUUGAGCUGUUUUAACUCAAAAUACUUCAGCCGUCUUUUCAAUAAAACCUUUGCAUUAUGUUUUUACAUUAUAGUACACCACAGUUUUGCGUAUGAUUUUGUCAUACCAAUGGAAAAAAAGGUUUCGAAGCUGCGAUCUCUGCAGAUUUUAGGGCUUACCUGAGGGGGUCUAGGAGGGGCAUGACCAUUGGACAAUGCAACAGCAAGUGUUCAGUCCUAUGAGACUCCUCAAUAGAGAUUCAUAAAAGGCCAAUGCCGAUAAGAUUAGAAAAUUCAAACGUACCCCAACAUUUGCACAGCCAAGUUUGAACUCAGACUGACUACACGGAUGAACAGAUGACUUUUUUUUUUUUUUCACAUUUUGUACUUCUCCUUUUUCCUCAAAAUUCAUAAUGAAUGUGUGUUUGAAUUAUUUUUCUGACACCUCUUUCCCUAACACCAUACCUGCCAACACUCCUGUUUUUCCUGGGACUCGCCCAUAUUUCAGACCUAUCUCCCACCCACCUCCCGUGUUGGCAUUUGCAUGGUCCCUGUUCAUUCAUGAAUCGGAGACAACCAAAGACUGUCCUGUGUUUCUGCUGAGCCUCACAGAUACUGGAUUGAUACUUUUACUUUACAAUUUGGGAUGAUUCAGGUCAUUUUAAGCUGUAAACUAUGUUUAAGAAGUGUUUGUUGCAAAAUGAAGACGUCAAUAAAAGGGAAACAAACAUGAGAUCUAACAUUUACAUUGAUAGUCUUACACUGUCUCCAAAUGAUGCAUUCAGGGCAGCAUGUAAAACAUAUAAGGACUUUAACACUAAUAUAAGUGGACGAAAUGAGUUCAAGGCAUAUUUUUUUUUUAUUACCAUUUGUUAUUGUUAAAACAAAACAAAAAGUGUGCAGCUUCACUUUUUAAUUCACAAUUUAAUUAUAAGUACUCUCAUAAUGAGCUCAUAUCCACCAUACAAGGUAACCCGAAAACUGCCCGGUGCGCACCGCAAAAAUCCCUCCGAUUUUAUAAACCAAAUGUUGGCAGGUAUGCCUAACACUCGUCUUUAUAUUUCACUAAAGUGUCUGUUUUAAAAAUCUUUGUCUGUUAAAUUACAUCUCAAUAGACCCAGUGUAAGAGCUGAUAUACAUCCUCACUUCUUCCUGCCUUUUACAUGUUUUUACUUAUAUGGAUGUAAAUCAGUUCCUCCUUCUUUGUCUCCAGCAUGCCCAGGAGGGGUCUGCUUCUCUCCACUCUAUCAGUGUCCACAUGAGCCAGCUCUUGUUUUCCAAAUUUCCUCCAGUACUUGCAUACAUCAUUUCUUGUGCAGGAAGCAUGGCUGAAUCCAUCACUGACAAUGUAAACCAGCAUAUCGAGAGUCCCAUGGCAGACAGACGUUCUUUGUGUUGCGUAAUGUUAUUCUCAUGAUUGUUGGAGCAUGUAGUGUAAGAUAAAUCUACAUGUGGGCGGACAGUAUGUUGCAUGAAGAAGUCUUAUCACAGCACAUCUAAUCUAAUCUCCUGAGAUGAAUGCCUAUUAAAGAAUUAAACACCACAUUUUGACCAAACAUCAUGAGGUUUAUGCUUAUAUAAGUGUUAUUAUUUGUCAGUUCAACGCUCAUCCAUACAUAUUAAUUUGCAUCCAGUCAGCUGAACCUGCUGACUGAGCUGUCAUUUAAACAUUCCCAACGUCCGUCCGUCCUCUUGGCAGUUAAAAAUGAUGUUUCCAGAGCGUUUCUGUCAUUGGAUAAAUAAUAAAUAAAUUUGGUAUUUGAUAAAAUAUUCUUAACACAUUUUUAAAAAGUGCUUCAAAUGCUGAGAAAUGGACUGAGCGUUGGCUGCCAAAGGAAUGAUUAAUGUGGCUUCAGUCGGACUGCAAACAUCAGAUAACAUGAAAGCUUGUGAAUCAGUGCUUUGGUAUAUUUCUGUUAUCCACCGCUUAACACGAAAACCACCAGUGUUGGAGUCAAACUGAGUUUUUACCUUCAGAACACUUGAGUUAAUACGAGUUAUCAUACAGUGUUUAUCAUAUCAGUCACCUGUGUGAGUAUUCACAGCUCCUGCCUGUUGUUUGGGCCUCAGUCAGGAUGAUGAGAGUGUCGUAUUCACACCUGAAACCCACACUGCCGCCCGGGGGGCUCGUAUUGAUCCUCCACACACACUCCUCCCCCACCUGACACCACCUCCAAUCAAUACCCCCACGACUCAGUCAUUAAAGUGUCUGUCCACUGAUUGAUUAAACAACCCCCAGCACAUGCUGAACAGCCUCCCAGAGCUGAGUACACCUAAGGACAUUUGUUAAUGAGCCUAUGUUAAUAUUUGGUACACGUCUUGUACACAGUUUUAAAAAUAAACGCAGAAAAGUAAGAGUAGCCCACUUUGACUUAUUACAUACUGAAGAUUGACAUGUUGAGUAAUUUGAGCUGUCACGUACUGAUGAAAUAAUCCUUCAAAUUGCAGCCGUUUGUGUGUAGGUUGAUGUUGCUUAAACUAAAUUUAACAUUUUUCUCCAUGUCCCAAUCUGAAGACUCUUCCUUUGUCGCCUAAAUUCAAACGCUAAUCGGGAAAAUUCCUCGUCAGGUACAAACAGGAAGACACAUCUCUCACAUCAGACUUUCUGUUGUUGUCUGCGCUCGUCUUUAAUCACUCACUGGAGACUUUGCUCCAGUUUAACGACCCGUCAGCCUUUAAACCGAGCUUGUUUGGAGCUAAACUGUGGGCACACACUGCGGACUUGUUUGGGGUUUAAACUUAAGUUCACAGCUUCAGCUCGUCAAAGGAUCUGCUGCUCAUUAUAUGUUAAAGCUGUCGGACUGCAGCCAAGUGGUCUGACUGAUGUUGUUAAGGGCUGUGCUGUUGCCAAAGUGAUGUUCUCCCCGGUGGUGGUCUUUAACAUGCACACACGUACGACGAGAAACCCUUUAAAAUUUGCAUGAAUGGUUUUAUAACGAAGGAGUCUUCUGCAAAAAUAUCCUUCUCUCACUAGAUGGGUUUCUCUUGUUUGCUUUAUCCGCUAAAAGGAAACAAGGUUUGUGUUUCUCUCCUGAGUCAGAGAUCAAGUCAUUACGGGUGACUGGUUUGCAGGAUGAUUGUGUUAAAAGGGAAGGCAACGAAGAAAAAAAACAUAAUAAUGAGCUUCUAUUUACAGAUUCAUCAUAAGAGGGGUUUGGGUUCUUGUAGUCAGAGUGGUAUUGACCAAUUCUUUAUUCAUUCUUUAUUCAUACGGAUCCCCAUUAGCUGCCACCAAGGUAGCAGCUACUCUUCCUGGGGUCCACAAAUAAAACAAACAAUACAAUACAAGACAAUACAAUACAUAAUUCAAUAAAACAUGUACAGUCUUGCAAAGGUCAUUCAAGACAAUAAAAGUCCAGUAAAAAGCAAAAAAAAAAAAAAAACCAAACAACAAGAAAAAAACAAGCAGCAAACAAAUUAAACUAAAAUUUAAAAGUCAGUUAAGAUUACAAUUAAGAUUAGUGAAAUUUGUCAGGUGUCUUUUAAGGAGUCUCUUAAAACUAGCCUUACUAGGUGCUUCCGUGAUCAUUGUCGGUAAAGUGUUUUCAUGCAAGUGCAGCCCAAGAAAUGAUUGAGAUCCAUCCAUCCGGGUUACAGGGUCAACAGUCGAAGCAGGUCAACCCAGAGUCAGACCCAGACCUCCCUCUUCCCAGUAACACUUUGAAGCUCUUCCUCUCGGAUCCCAAACCAGGUGGGAUAUGUGAUCCCAGCGAGCUCUGGGCCUACCCCGGGGUCUCAGUGUGUCGACCUUCAAUCGUCACUUCAUGGACUGGGAAAAGGUUAAGGUCAUCUUAGGGCGGGGCGAUAUGGGAAAAAUUUUAUCACAAUAUUUUUUUUUUCAUAUCAGUCAAUAUUGAUAUAUAUUGCGAUAUAUCGUGAUCGAUCGAUUUACCCAUCGAUCUACGUGCCGACCCUCACCUAUGGCCAUGAACUUUGGGUAAUGACCAAAAGAACGAGAUUGCGGAUACAAGCGGCCAAAAUGGGUUUCCUUCGCAGGGAGGCCGGAGUAGAACUGCUGCUCCUCCACGUCGAGAGGAGUCAGCUGAGGUGGCUUGGGCAUCUGGUUAGGAUGCCUUCUGGACACCGCCCGUUAGAGGUGUUCCAGACAUGUCCCACCAGGAGGAGACCUCGUGGCCGGCCCAGGACCAGGUGGAGGGAUUAUAUCUCUCGCCUGGCCUGGGAGCGCCUGGGAAUCCCCCCUGGAGGAGCUGGUGGAAGUGGCUGGGGUGAGGGCCCCCGCGACCCGGACCUGGAUGAAGCGGAAGAAAACGACGACGCCGGCGUUCACAAUAUAAAAAAAUGAACUUUAACAGUGCUAAUUGGUAGCAUGUCUUUUGCAACACAAUAAGCUACUGCAUCUGUGAGGUCUUUGUGUCUCUUUGACGUUUUGUCGUAAGGCGUUGCGCUAGAGAAAGCAAACUGAAUGCUCGGUUCAGCGCAGCGCAGACCCGCAGCAACUCCCCUUUUUAUUGGCUAUUCGUAUAGUCUACCAAAACAUGGCAGAAUGCCGGCUAUCGAAGAGCAUAUUAAACAUGCUUCAUAUUGAUAUCAAGGGAAAUUUAUUUUUGAUAUCAUCGUUUCAAGUCAUCAGAUAUUAGCGUUGGAUAAAGCGGUAGAGAUCAGGAGGUGGGUCCAAAGGGCAGCAAACUAGGAUGAGGAGGCUUACAUGUUGUUUGUCAGACAACAGUGGGCAUGAUGACCUCUAUAAAUCAGCUGACAUGAGUCACACACACAGCUUCACAUGACUCCUCAGAGGACGACUGCAGGGCGUUUGAAGGGAAAUGAGUGAAAAGUCUAAUUACAGGAAAUGUAAGACUAAUAGAAUAUUGUGGAAAAGAAGGCACACUGUAUGUAUUCAAAGUCUUUUCCCUAAAACCUGAUUAUUCUCAGUCAAUUCUAAUUAUAGAGAAAUAAAACCUGCUGAAAGUCUCCUAUCCCAGUGACUCGGACCAGACAAUAUUUGACAUUUCUGUUCAGACUGUGACUCAAAUCAUUUAACUGCUAACAAAAUAUUUGUCACUUUUCUGUCUGGUAAUUGAGUGAUCUUUCGCCUCGGGUUCAGUCUGUCAUUUCGUGUCAUCCCUGAAGGUAAAUACAAAAAAACAAGCUGAGGAUGACAAAUAAUGCGGAGAAUAAAAUCCUAAUGAGGUUCUCCUCGCACCAAGGUCAUUGGUAUUUUUUCCUCCUAUAGAAGGCCGAAGACUCGGGCUAAUGAGAUAUGUUUUAGUGCUGUUCAGCUAUGUUUGAACAUCACACUCGAAUGCAGAUCACUGUUUGUACACUCCGGAUAAAAACUAAAUGAGCUUUGCAUGUAACAGCUGUUACAUAUUGGCAGUAAGGCCAAUUUAAUUCGCUGCGACCUGGGGUUAUCUAACGGCGUUCACGCCAGAUGGAGAAGCUCUCGACUCACAGUAGGGGAAGACUCGGGGGAGGAGACGUAAUAAACCAGAAACUCCACCAAUAAGAAGAGUGGGACGGCCAGUGACAAGCAAAUGUUAAAGGAAGAAGGAGGCAGUGUGAGAAUUAACAUUCAGAGUCUCAUUUAGCAGUCUCUCUCUUAUGCCACCACCAAUUAUCCCCUCUGUCUGAAGUCUUUCUUAUAUUUGCAUUUUCUCCUCUUUUAUUAUCCCUCUUGACUUUUAUAAUCCUUUUUUCUUCUCUCUGCCGGCUUCUGACAUCUAUUGUCUUCUUUCUUUAACUUCAUUUUAACUGAAUUGACCUGAAAACCAUCCUCCGUAGUCCGGUAUUUUCGUCUGUAUUUGUCUUUUCGUGUUUCUCAUGAGAAUCCUGAUUUUUUUUAAUUUCAUUUCUCUUGUUUUUAAAGGUGCCUUGUAAUCAUUUCUGGUGCAGCUCGUCUUGAUAGAAACAUCUUUGUGCACCUACAAGACCGUGAAAUCAGGUUCCACGAGCUUAAAUGUCAAGUUUACCAUUUUCUACUCUUAUCCCUUAUCCUAAUAAUGAACCUUUGUUUAAACUCCACCUCACAUAUCAGGACGGUACAAAGAGUCAACAGUCUUUAAGCGACUUAAAUGCAUUUACAAUCAUGCAAAGAACUAUAUUUUGGCUACAAACGUGGCUCUGUUGCUGGGAUUGUGAUCUAAUCAACAAAAAUAUAAACAGACCCUCUCUUUUUACAGGCUUUGAGUGAAAUAGUCGCGGUUUAUGCAGCAAUUACUCCAUAAAUGUAACUUCUGUCUAAAACCAGACCAGGCUCACGCUCAGCUUCUCACAUCCUGGGAACACAAACAGACAUAGAUCACAGACGCCUUUCAAGCACUGCCAAAUGUAACAGUUGCAGCACAUGGACCAUUGUUAGUUCUGUAAAGUGCAUUUACAGUGAGAUAUUACAGCCCACAAACUAUGCCAGAGUUCACGGGUAAACAUCCCCGGGCUUAUUAAAUCCUCUUUAUACUUAGCAGAGUUUGUUUGGAGGACUCCCUGUGGGAACGCCUCCCUCUGUGUGUCGUCCUGUCUGCUGAUGCUGCUUUGUCUGUCUGCCCCGCUUCACAGGAGCUCCUGGAGAAGUUCAUGGAGGGAAACGUCAGCCUGGAUAAGUUCCUGGACUCCUUCCAGAACUCCAGGAAGACGUACCACAUCCGCCGGGCCCAGGUGGAGAAGAUGCAGGAGGUCAUUCAGGCCAAGCGACAGACGGGGAAAAGCAAAUGGCCCGAGGAGAGUAAAGUCCAAGAGGUGAAGAAGGACUCGGAGAAGCCUCAGGAGCCUCAGCGGCAUAACGGCGUCGUAGCGCAAGGACCGCUUAGAGUGUUCCAGGUACGCUACGGCCUCACGCCAGCCAUCCUACUUCCUCAUUACCCGGUUUCUCCGCCCGCCUCGGCUCCAGGCUUUCAAAGUAGUACCACCCCAUCUGAACCUCAACCGGGACAGACCCACAUCCUCAGUCCCAGCACCCCACUCCCAGGACACGGUCAGCCGGUCGGCCUCAGGGUCAUCGGACAGUUACCAGGGGGCUGGCCGGCUAACGGGCGGCCUGUGAGGGUGCAGCAGCUUUACAGGCCGAACCCUCAACAGCCCGAACCACCGUACCGAUAAACUCCAAAAAGAGGAGAGGGAAGGAGGAUCAAAAGCCAGUGUGAGAGGGCUACCAUGACGGGGAAUCAAACAGUGGCUGUCACAAUCAUGUAAGCAAAGACUGAUCCACAGACAGGCAGCGCUGCAGACGUCCGUUUCUGUUCUCCAUCCAUGACUCACAAACGUAAGCAGAGCAGAGACACAGGAGAGCAGACAUCAGGUAAAGACAGGCAGGGAGGAGCAGGGAUGGGCUCCGAUAGCUCCAGUCCACUUCUCUCAUCAAUCCUCAGUUUGUUUCAGACGUAAAGACCAAAGCACAGAGACAAAACCGGGGCACGUUUUUGUUUGCUGCCACUGCAAUGACACAUGACGCAGACAUGUUCAGGUCAGUCAAGCAUAGUCUUUGUUCAUAUACAGGUAACAAAUCUAACUUUAACACACCUUAUGACUUCUAAAGGGAUUAGUGGAGUAAAUAAAAAGUUCAGUUUUAAACUCGAAAACUCUUCAAGGAAACGUUUUAUAUUCAGUUUAAGUUUAGACACGGUUUGGAUCAUGGAAAAAAGUUAACAGAAUAAUUAGAGGGAUGUAGCUGGAUCAGUCAUUUUCAUAUCGUAAAGUUGAUGCAGCACUUUACAAACUGACUUAAAGGCAUAGUUGACGAUUCGGGAAGGAGUUGAAAAAAAGGCAGGUUUGGAAACCCCCACACACGAACCUCUCCCCUCUGUGCUCCACAAUAACUCCCCCCGAGCCUGUAUCGCCCUCCCCAUGACACACCACCCUGGCAGAGCAAGAAGCCGGCCGGCAGAAGAUCCUACGCUAGCUUCAAAUAGGAUUCACCAUGUCGGAUUGUUAGUGACUAGCGGCAGUAAACGCCAGCUCUGAUAGCGAGCGCCGUCUGCAGCUGCCUGGACAGCUACCGUGUUGACAUGUAAGAGACUAUUCAGAGUUAUUUAUGUAACAUGAGCCACGAUAAAAGACAAAAAUUAUCUGUUCAACAAAAACUCUGGCGGAAAUUUCUCCACCGCUCGAAGGAUGACCCGAUGUUUAUUCGAGUUAGAUUCCUCGCUUGGUCACAUUUCCUAUUCGACUCCGCCCUUUCUUCUGUCCGCUUGCGUUUUCUACCCACUUUUGGCGGUGGGGCGAGCAGAAGUGGGUUUUUUCCGUCCUUCUCCAUCACAGCUCCUGUAAUUAAGCUGCUACGCUACUUUUAGCCACUCAGAGCUCCGAGGAGGGCCGGGAGAGUGGGAGGGAACGAGUCGGAACUUCGGGAGAGGAGUGUGUCGAAUACAGCGAGGUGAUUGGAUGGAGAGGCGGAGCAGGAGGUUGACCAAUAGGAGCUGUCCGUGACGGAUGGCUCCCAUUGGUCAAUGUUUUUGCAGCCCUGCACCUGCUAAGGUGAACAGUUUUUUCCGUUCUUUUUUCUCGUCACUUUGUGGAGAUCGCACUAUAGGACCAUAAUCGCCAUAGAAACGAGGUUCAUAAUAAUUACUAAUCUCUUCAAUCGUCAACCAUGCCUUUAAGUGUCUUACAAAAUAUGAUGAUUUAUACUCAAAACAGGAGGACGGGCAGAGUAGCGGGUGCUGCUGCAGUAAUGGCAGCUUGACUACAUCCUCACAUGAAGUUACUGUAGCUGGACAUCACUGAGAAACACGACCAGAUCAGCUUCAUCUCAUCAAUGUUCAGUCUGUGCCACUUUGUGCUGCUGUUAAAAUCCCAGUACGUCUACAUAACCAGCCCACUAAGACAAGCUUUGACUCAUUUUAACUUAAACUGUUUCUCCUGGAUCUUAUCAGCGGAUUUUAUGCAGAGUUUGACGGUUUAAAAAAGCUAUGGAAGCCCAUCCCUCGCUGAGACUAGCAAGUUUUUAAGUUUAUUAUUAUUUUUUUGUGUGUUUUACAUGGAGUGAUGUGAAGCACAGGGUUGUGAAGCACAUCUUCAGCUGCAAGCAAAAAAAAAAGAAGAGAUGUCAUUGUUUAUUCAUACAACGGAGAUACUGUGUGAGAUGCCAAGAAUCAGCGAAGUGAAAGAAGGCGUCGCUACAGUUUUAAUUUGGACUCUCUUUUUGUUUCACAUCCCGUCAAGUAAGACAGUGACAUUCGUACUUGGAGCACAUCCCAGGACCAGGAAUGCUGUUAUUAAAGGACUGCAGAGCAAAGUUUCAGACUCAUUCAAACAGAGCUGGUGGUAUUUAUUAACAAUUCCCACACUAUAGCCGCUCGAUAUUAUUUGCAGUGUCAUGUGUGUCGGCUCCACAGACGAUUACCCGGAGCCGUCUGCCUUCUUGUGCGAUUUCAUGAACAGUGUUGGAGCUCAAGCGAUUUAUUUAUUCAUGUAAAUCCUAUUUUAAAUGGCUGACUUCAAAGCUUCUUGUUUACCGUGCUAAAUGAAGAGCUGCUUCUUCUUUCAAAGCAGCCAGUGUUUUUAUUUCCCACCACCCCCGAACUGAGAUGCAGAGUGAGGGGAAUUUAAUCUCUAUGAGAAUGCCGGUGCUCUGCAAGCCCACAGUCAAAUAUAACGCUGUUGUGAAGGUUUCUUUUUUCAUUUCACUCUCCUUUUCUCUCAUUAUUCAUCCCUCUGCAUUCAGAGGGAAGCGCGGUGGAUUGUUGUUUUUCUUUGAGUCUGCUCUUCAACAAACAGUUUUCUCAUUAAUAAGUCAUAAGUGCAUGCUUACUACAGCUCAACAAAGUAUACAUGAAAAUGCCUUUUGCAGGCCAGUGCCCAGCUGCAUUAAAACAGGAUGUACAUUAUAGGGAAAGGGUCGUCCUCCGCACAUAACCUUCAAAUGAGAGGCUCUGAUAUUUGGAAAGGGUAAGUCUUUGUCCUUAAACAAUCUCGGUGAAAAUCUCAGUGAAACCUGUUUUUAAUACUGAGAUUUGAUGUUGUUGAGCAAUAAUUUGGAUAAUUUUGAAAUGCAAUUAAAGAAAAAACAUACAGGUUUGUUUUUCAAUCAGGACUUGGGUGAAUACUAGAUAUUUUCGCUAAACUUACACUUCCAUUUGAACCUUUCAUGUGAAUUCUUGCUAAGUGUAGCACCUUUGAGUGUGAACUAAUUUGAUUCCGGCAGUAAGUAGAGGUGAUACUACUCACACCUUCAUGUAACAAUGAAGCUAGAACCACAAGGCUGUUAGCUUGACUCAGCACAAAGACUAGAAACAGAGGGAAUCAAUGUAACAUACUUUUUGCAUUAUUUUCUAGAAGAUUAAGGCCUGAAACUAACAUGUUGUUUUUUCUAACGUGUGCCUUUUUUGUCCCUGCUGGUAACUGGAGUGAAGCUCCUGCUGCUGUGAUGAUGAAAAGAAAUGACACCACAGCGCUUUUAAAAAUCUCCUGAACGCCUCAGCUGACAUGUCCAAAGUGAUUCCCACUUUGUGUAAAAGGAAUUGCAAACUAACUAUAUUGGUGCAUCACAUCACAAAAGCCAGCAGAGUACUGUUUUCAGGGGACAUUUUCACGGUAAGGGUUAGUGACUGAUCAAACCAUAGACUGUAUAUAGAAUGGACGGCGUCUGUCUCCUCGCUGGGUGAAGCCACUCCGAGAACAGCACCCCCUGGUGACGGGCUGCAGUAUAGGUCAUAAAUCCCGCCUCCUCCAGAAAUCCCUAUGGGGCUGUGAACAGACUUUAGAAAUUUAUUACACAGAAUAUACAUUUUUAUCCCCCCUGCUUGCGAUGUUGACAUGUAGUUACUGUAAGACUGGUUUGUGCUCAAGUCCUCUUUUUUCUGUGCAGCUCAGUUUUUAAAGUUAUUUGGGGGUUCAUGUUUUCUAUGAUUGACACUUGAUACAGCCUAUGGGCGUACGAAGAUUGCAUAGCUCACCCGGGGGAUACGCUGUUCGAGCCGAGCGUCAUCACAGCGACUCCUGAGCGCACACAAUGCUACUGCGCAAUGCUGGUUUCAGAAAGUAGAGAAAAAAAUGCGGAAUAAUACAGAACAAGCACUCUGAAGCUGCCUCCUUUCUCUAAAUAGAGGUUUCAGACCAUGCUGGUGUAACUGUGCAGCAAUAAGCCAUGAUGUCUAAGACUUGGCUGACAUUGUUUUAAACACGAUCAGUCUCGCAGCAAAUUUACCAGUAAAAUUUCUGCUAGCAGUUUUCAUGGGUCAGACAAUAAAGAAGAUCUCACAUGUUCUGAGGUAAGAUUUUAUUAGCUCUGGAUAUUUUCACUGAAGGUCAAUCAAACUCGCUGUUUCCCUCUAUUUCCAGUCUGUAUCUCUCAGCUAAUCGAAUCGCCGCCAGCUUCUGGCUUCACAUUGAAGGUACAAACACGAGAGAGGUAUUUGUUCCCUCAUCUGACUCUCAGUAAGAAACCAGAUUAGGCAUUUAAGUUUGAAUCUGAUUAUCACACAGGUACAGAGAGAAAGUAACUGGGCACUGGCUUUAACUAAACAUACAGUUUUGUGUUCACUCAGGGUCUUAGAGAAACAGAAUGCAGCGUCACUUCUUUAACCUAAAGCACAGAAGGACCCGGGGUCACAGUGAAUCCAGACUCGUGGAUCUAGUUUGACCGGCCCAUUUCCAGGAGCAUUGCAGAGAGACUGGAUCCAUAACUAAAGCGACACCUAAUCACCUCCAUACUCUUGCGCUGCAGUGAUGUUUGACCGAGUGAAGGUUGUUUGAGUUCAGCUUCAGUCUGGGGAAUGAUUUUGAGUUCGUAACAGUGUCGUCUGAAGAAUCCGCCCUCAAAAAGCUCACUGUGGUUUUAUUCAGGCCUGAUGAUUCAUGUAAGACUGGAUGCUUAUGUGUUUGAAAUACUCUCCAAAUGUAAAGUGCUUGUUUCUGCGACUGUGGUUUGGUUUGUCUCGUCUUUUAUAUUGUGUGUACGUUUCUAUUUGAGGAUUUAUCCCAGCAGCCUUCUGUAUGAGAUUUGGAGGAAAAGAAAAAAAAAGGUGUCAUGAAAAGAUGAAUGAAUGAUGCUUUGGAGCUUAAAUCUAAAUAAACUGCAUCCACUCACUGAGCCAAAUGGCUUCAAGCCUUUGAGAUGAUUUCCUUUUGCAGCAUCAGAGAUGUAAGAGCCGCAGGCAUUCAAACCAGAUGAUUCUGAGCGAUGUCAAAGCUGAUCAGCGCUGCGGAGAGUGAAGAUGAGCUAAUAAUAUCCAAGUCAAGUCAUCUUCAUCCUCCUGUCUUGGAGCGGAGCUGAUUCAGCUCAGCAGCUGCUGUACUGUAUGUGUGACUGGACGCACGUGGCUGUCAAACCCCGUCCGAUUGAAAACAGAGUUGAAGGAAGAAAAUGUCAGCUCGUAGGAAAUGAUGACCUUUCACCUGGUUACACACAGAGAAGGGAAAGAACAAACGGACCACCACAUCACAGCGGGCUUUAAUGUGCCCUCGCCUUUGAACGCAUCGCUGCCUUAUUCCUCCUCUUGGUCACAUAAUGAGAGGCUGGUCCUCCCUCUUUGACUGUCUCUCUGAAUUAAACCUGAUCUGCAGGAAUUUCAUUUAAACUUUUUAAACACAGGCUGCUUUAUUUCUCCAUCACUGCAAAAAGUUUUACAGGGGGUGCCAGCCUGACCACAGCCCCCAGCCGCACGUCUUCCAAUAUUUUCUUCUCCUAACAUUUCUCAUUUCUACCCGGCUGUCCUAUCAAAUAAAAGCAGAAUUAGCCAAAAACAUACGCUGAAAAAGCCUGAAGCGUUUGGGAGGGUGGGGCUUGGAUGGAGGUAAACACUCUGAUCAGCAAAUUUUUGUUUUCAACAUUAGCUAGGAUGACCAUACAUCCUCUUUUGCCCGAACAUGUCCUCGUGAGAUUUUUUCCUAGAAUGAAAUAGGGAAAUUCCUCUCACUUCUACCUCAAAUGCGCCCCCUCCUGGUUAAAUUUCACUGCAUCGCGGCCCACCCCCUAACCCUAAGCAAUCAAAUGGGUUGGCGGCAUGGAUUUCACUAUUUCAUCCUAGAGAAAAAAAUCCAGCAUCUGGGUUUGCCGAGAUUUGUCCGGGGAAGUGUAAAAAUCCUUCAAAUGUCUGGGGUUUUGUACGAAAGUUUUGAUUUUGUGUCACGUGACCUCACUGAGUUAGAAGUACAUAGAAGACACUCGAUCCGCCCCGAAAAACUCUCAAAAUCAACUUCAUGCGUGCGUAGUCGUGUCCUUGGAUGCCUGUAUAUGAUUUGCAAUCUCACAAAGAAGGACGAUAAUAAAACUAGCCACCAAGCUGCAGCCUUCAAUCUUGAGAAACUGCAGUUCCCUGACUGCCCACUGCAGAGGGACCAGAAACAACAUCCACACUGAUUUUGAAAAAGCGGUUUACAGCCUGGUCCAAGACUGACAGGCGAGAAGACUUGGCUACAUCUACAAAAGUUAUUUUAGCGCUUGCUUUGUCCCUGCUUAUAUUCAGACAAGGCAAGCGCUAAAAUAACUUUUGUAGAUGUAGCCAUCGUGUUUCCGAUCCACAGAAGACAUCGGAUAUAAACGAUUUCUGCUGACUUUGCAAAGUUACCUGCAGAAUUAACGGCGUUCUGAAUUAACGUGCUUUGAAAAGUCCCGCAGCAUGUGUUAGACGUCACCAUCUACACAUGGACCAAUCAGGGGCUGCCUUUCCCUGUUGUCCGGGUAACAGUGGAAACACAGUCACUGAUUGGCCCGGUUAUUUUCUGAUCGGGAAUACACGCUCCCAAUGGGCCGAAGUCCACACUGUUGUGGGAAGGAACGGCGAGUGAUUCACGCAUCAGGAUGGCCCGGCCAGGCUACCUCCAUUUAUAAAACAGAUAUGGUCGUAACAUGUGGCUCCAAAUGACUGCUUUUCUAAAACUGUGACAGCCCCACUUAAAAACCAGUAUUCGACUAUAUGCACAACAACUACGCUCUGUUUGUUGUAAUUUUUGCAUAGAAUAUAAAAUACUGUUUCAAGAAAUGAGAUUGAAUCAAUAACUUGUUAAUUCUGGUUUUAAGUAUCACAUUAUGCAGAACUAGUAGAACAAAAACCACCAGUAGAACAGGAUCAUCGUCUUAAUAUUGGUGCUGACAUGAUAACCUGUAACAGGUGUGAUGUUGUGACAUCAAAACCACCAAGCCAGUCCAAAUGUCUUGUCAGGGGAAAAAGAAAAUCAUUUACUUGACAGCAGAUGUUUCAUCUAACUGAAAGAGUUCCUUUUUGCGGUGUAGAGAAUAAUUUGCAUUAGAAAGAGCCUGCCAGCUCCCACAAUAAGUCACAGUUUGUGAUUUAAACGCUUUUUAUGCACAGAGUUUCUAUCAUUUAUUCAUGCUAAAGCACAACACGGCAAAAGGGAACAAGAAAAGACUCCUUAGUCUUUUUGAAAGUUUUGUUUGUAUCGAGUUGUCUAGGAAGGGAAAAAUGUUGCAAAUGUCUGGCACAGAAAACAUCAGCGUUGUGAUCUCAGAGACGUUUUGUCACUCGAGUCUGGUCUCCUAUCAUAAAAUCUCCAGAGUCGGCUACACACUGGGUAACCAUAAUCUGCUGUGACGGAGACUUUCCGAGCCAAAAUCACCGCGUUUAAUGAUCCAGAGACCCAGCUUUUAUUUUUUCCAAACUUUCUAAACCAAAAGACCUCAAUGAAGCUCGGAAACACGGUCAAACUGCUUCAGGACACAGUCACAUUAUGAACUUUUGUAUAAACAUCCAAACUUACAGUUAAAAAAAAAACUUAAAAACAACUACAGUAAGUUAUAAAAACACAGGAGAUCACUGAUAUACCUGAGAGCGGAACAGAAUAAGAUCUGAGUAAAACUGGGACUUUAAAGGUGUGGUUCAGAGAUUGUAGAGCCUCAAAGAUCAUGAACAUAAAAACAGUUUAUUUAUUUAAAAGUAAGGUCGUUUUUAGGGCAUUUCCUUCAUUUUUUUAGAGAUGUUACAUAAUUGUUGCUCUCAGUUUUCCCCCAAACUGUUCAGAUGUCACUAAUGUGUUUUUUAAAAGUUCUGUAAUGAUCUCUGCUUCAUACUAAGGAUUUGAUAAUGUCAGUGAACAAAGCUAUUUUAUCUAGAGUACAGCAAAACUCGACAUCCUCAUAUCCUCCAUCAGACACGUUUGAUUAAACCAUUCUCCCCAGAUGAAUCGUUAUAUUAAAAAAAAAACUCAGCUCUAAGCUCACACUGCUGACGGGACACAACAGAGGGAGAUAAACUGAUCUGUUAAGUCAAGAUAAGCAGCAGCCGAGGGUCAAUCUAAAAGUGAGUUAUGCCAUAUUUAUUUUAUGGAUUUUUGUGAUUAAAAAUGCAGCUGAUCCAUCCUUUCAUUAUUGCGUUGAUAAUGCCAACAAAAUACACAAAACUGCUGAGUCACAACACUAAUUUCUUACAUGGGCUGUCAUGAUAUUAAAAAGUUUGACUGUUUGAGGAGCAACCAGAAGAUUGGCUGAAACGUUGUUUUUUGAUUCACAAUAAAUCUUAAAAAGUCAACUAGCCAGUGAGGUAAGGUUGUUUCAGCUUCAAGACAGUCUGAUUUUCCCCAUCAAUUGGUAUGUUUGCCAUAUUUGAAAUGCUGGCCCAAACUAAGUUAGGAUCAAGUUAGUCAUAUAACUUAAUCAGCGGUUCGAGACUAACCCCCAAUUUUCACUGCAUCUGGAAUGGCUCCGAUCCAGAACGACGGCGAUUUUGGCUGUGCACCAAUUCCUGCCAGAUCCAUUUGUGAGGCAAAUUUCGUGACAGAUUACGGAAAGCAGGAAUCGUGGGAACUCACAAAAACCUGCGGAUUUACAUGUAAUCCACAGGUUAACAAGUUGUCUUUAGCCACAGAGGUUAACCAUAUAAGCAGUAGAUUGUGUCCUUCCAGAGGAGAAAAUCUACUUCUAGACUUCUAAAAUCAGCAUCCUCUCAUCCAUGGUGUCAUUGGGGUGAAAUGCUGUCUAUAAACCUUUCACUUGUUGUUCCCCGCUCAUUUGCAUGGUUUGAAAUACUAUCCGCCUGAAACACAGAGUGUUUUAUUUUGAAAAAGGAGCCGGAUGUUUUAUCUUGUGUCUGUCCCCGACUUCCUUUCCAGCACGGACUAAUCUGUGCUGAAUUUGUCCGGCACGCUCCAGCAUCCGAAAAAAUAGAACUCUUGCGAUCAGCUGCAGGAUCCGGUGAUCUGCAGUGGAACGGAAAGAAGUCGUCGGAAAUUGACACUUAAACUUGAAUGGUUACAAUCAGCUGCGAUCAGCGGAUACGGCCUUUUCGUAUCUGUUCCAGAUGCGGUGGAAACUGGGGGUAACUACGUCAAAAUCGUGUAUAACUCAUAGUCUUGACAAAAUCCAAACAGAUGAGUUAUGACGAUGAUGAGUUAAGUCUGGUACUGUGUGUAGGAAUAUAUCCAUACACCAAAUACCAAAAUCAUUAUUUUUGGACCAGGUCAGGAACAUGUUUGAUUUCGCUCUAAACAUAGGCAGUUUUAUAUGGGGCCUAACAAGGAUGCAAGAACUUUGAGAGCUUUCCUCUAGUGGACACUGGAGGAACUACAUUUUUUUCCUUUGCACCUCUGUAUUGGCUUUAUCUUUCUACACUUGAGCUUGCUGCCUGGUUGACCCAAGACCAACGUUAACCUUUGGACCUGACAUUGACUCUCCAUACAGAUUUACUGGAGCAUUAAGUGUUAAAUGAGCAGAAUAAUGUAGGCACUAACCUUAAUGUCUUCUUGAUGAAUGAACGAUCCUGACCACUCUCAGGUUCAGUCGUUUAUAGUCAAAGAGACGACACUCAUUGGAGCCUUUUCUGGCUUCCACGGUGGGUAACAACAAACAGAACAAUUGGUACCAGAUAUGGUCUCAGUGGGUCGUUUAAGUUUGAGAGAAGAGUUUACUUGAUUGAUAAUUUAAGACCUUAUUUUGACAAAUUAAGUUACAUGCAGCCUUGGGUUGUUCCUCGGGGGCAUGUGAAGCCGUUUUAAUGCAGCAGCUGAGAAGAAGUCCUGAUAAAAUAUUUAUAUAAAGUACAUUAGACCACUCUCAGUUCUUCUCUGUGCGUUUUGAGAAGCUACUAAACCAUAAAAGUGAUGAAUAUUUUCUGUGGCAGCUGACCAGCUGCUCUGGUGAGACUGUCUGAACAUCAGAUUUACUGAUGUUGUGUGUGGAUAAAUUGGUCAGUGGAGAUUUAAACUCAAGAACAGUGUAAAAAGGUCGCAGAGUAUUUUCUGUCAGAAGAAUGCUUCUGCGAAAUGAAACAACUUCAUCAUCGCUGGAGUUCCAGCCUGGCCUCGCACGGGUCCACUGGAGGAUAGUAAUCUGAAAAGAAAACAUCUGCCUCCCUUUUUUAAAUCUGGCAUCUGUUUUUAACGUCACACGGGAAAUCUUAGCCUUUAAAGAUUCAUUAAUUUUCAACUGGAUGAAUUUCCAGAGUUUUUGACUAAAGUACCUCCUCAGCUAAUCAAAUUCAAAUCAGGUUUUUGUCCUGUGUUCAAGUUUGUUAGCUGAAAUAAACACUGCAAAUCAUAGCUUUUUCAUUACGAUGUUUUUAGCAGACUGAUAUUGGCAUUAAAUGUAUCCUCACACUGAGACAGGCCCUAAAUGGAUUGAAGGCACACUUGGGUUCAUUUACUGGGUCUUAAUACAGGACAAGAACUUCACUGAUCUCCAAAAGGAAAUUCAUUGAUGACUAUGAAACAGAGUAUUUACCUUUUAUUUUUGGGCUGUCCUUUUCUUUAACUGUGAAAUUUCAACAGUAAAUGGCAUUUAAUCACACUUUUAAUCCCAUGUCUAAAAUUCCAUCAUUUUUCCUUUCAGACCAGUUUUUAAGCACACAUCAACUAAAUAAAAAAAAAAUUACCAAUGUAGAUACUUUUGACUACUCAUUGAUGUCCAGUAAUUCUUGGUAAAUGCAGUAUUACUUGUACUCUUCAGGAAUUCCAGUUUUGUUGCUCUCUCUGUUUCAUACUGGUCCCGUAUGUGUGAAACCAAGAAGCUGAACAACAACAAGCAGAGGACUGGUCUCAGUACGCCCAUCUGAAUAUGUCCCUUUGACAUUAACAUAUUCACCAAGAACUAAACCUGAUCUUUGGCUGUUUGUAGAGUUUAAGAUAAUGCUGUAAAAUAAAGUUUGUGAUGCGGUUGUAUCUUCGAUAAUUUGGUGAUAUUUUAGUUCUUUUAUGGACACGUUUGUCCAAAGCUACAUACAUUCCAGAGUAAAUAUCCCACAAUCAAACAUCUAGACAGAAGGAAACAUCAUCAGUAAGUGCCUCAAACUGGAUGUUGCGUGCAAUGCUGUUUAGAUUUUCUAAAAGAAAUGUGUGUGCCAAUUAAAGUGACAGUGGUGUUAUUGUUUACCAUCGUAGUGGCAACGGGUACAGGAGGACACAGUGUGCUUGAUGAGACAAAAUAGCAUUUACUCCAGUGUUUUGCAUUGACUUAAACUCAAACUGAGAGGUUAAGUGUCAGUGAAGCCGGUGAAGAAAAAGCUGUUUUUAAAUUUCAACCUGAAAUAUUUACUCAAAAGAUAAUGCUGCAUUUGGGUCUAUUUGACCAAAUUGCAUGUGGGGUGAUAGCAGAGAGUGAGUCUAAAGAUGAGAGCACUGCUGUAAUUACACACCAGAAUAGGGUCUUUAAUUAGCUGUGGAUCCGUAACCCACGCUAAUUAAUUAUUUAAUCAUUAAUUAAAUAGCAGAGGUGCUCAGUGAUUACUCAUGUUUCACUCCCAGUCAAAGCUUCUUAUCCUCAUUUUGUUGAUGUCUUAUAUAAGGUGGUUUUGACAUUUAAGGGUGAAUGUGUGUGAAUUCUGCCAUAACUCAGACACAUUCAAGUGACCUUACACUUGUUUACAUGUGAACUGAUUUCCUUUUCCUUCAUUUCUUUGAAGUGCAUAUACCACUCUGAAAUCUGGUGUAGAAUACAAGAAAGAUUAAACUUCUUACUAGUGUUAAUAUUUCAACCUGACUAGGUGUCGUUUACACUUUAUUAACAUCGUAUUAAACUGUUGACUUGACAAACCAAUCAUACAUGACACCAAAGAAACUGUAAAAAACUCUCAGUGGACCACAGUUCAGUCAUGCACUCCUCCUGUACAGAAGUUUACAGCUCCUGAACAGCCUGUUCCUGCUCUACCUACUUUCCAAUCCUCCUAAUAAAGACACAAACUCCCAAAAAUAAGAUUAAAAAAAAUAAAUACUAGUCCAUCUUCUGUUGACCCCAAUGGUUUUAAAUAAAUCUUUUGUAGCGUUUUGCUUUUUAUAAAUUUAGUUUGUUUUUUACAAGUGUUGUAUUUAGCAGUAUCUCACUCUGAAAAUGCUGUUUGUAGACUGUCUCUAACAUGUGAAAAACUUCUCACAGUAGCUUUAAUACUGCUAAAGUUUAAGUUGCACCUCAGUGGUCUCCCUGAAAACCUAAAACAGGAUUUGUUACUUUCUCUAUCAAACUUUGGGGCCUGCAAUGAAAGCUUCUUUGUCAUGUCACGCCUCACCUAAAGGCGGCCCUAUACGGCUAACAACUAUCCUCACAUUUUGACCCAUUAAAUCAACAAAAUACCUUCAAAAGUUCAUCAAGUGAUUUAUUGUGACAAAAGAACAAAACUACUAACUAAACACAAAGAACCCACAACUCAAAUGAGAGGCAGCAGGGCAGCAGUUCCCCACCAGAGUCUGAUUGUCACUUAGUGAUUUCACCUGGACAGCGAGACAAAAGGGGAAAACACACACACAAACACACAGCUGUAACAGCCGUUCAAUGUGUAACAUGUACAGCUGUUGUUGGUAACUUUAGACAAAUAGCCUCCCUAAAGAAUGAAGUUGUCACACUGAAGUUUUAAUGACUUUAUGGACAUAACCCUCCUAGUUUAGAGUAACCCCUACUUCAUUUGGUCACCACUACAAAAGUCUGACCACCCCAGUUAAAUGAGUCUAGCUUCACCACUGUGUGAUACCACAGCAAUAUCACAC
Messenger RNA from Xyrichtys novacula (pearly razorfish), 59885 nucleotides. The record is from the annotation of a GenBank genome assembly. NCBI's taxonomy places the organism in Eukaryota, Metazoa, Chordata, Actinopteri, Labriformes, Labridae.